GAAUGACUGGAGGUAGGUAGACUGUGUGUGUGUACUAACUUGUCCUGUAUGGCAGGAGGUAGGCAGAUCUGAGCACUGAGCUUUCACUGUGUCUUGCUGGGACUACAGUGCUGCUUGCGUGUGCUCACGUCUUCCCUGGAUUAUAUGUUACGACCGUGCUGCUCGUAGUGCUCUCAUUACACCAAAUGUAUCACAUGUAAAGAGCACACUAUAGCUGGUGGCUGAACAAAGUGUGUAAAAUGGCUGGGCCUUGGCUGCAUGCACUGUGGGCUGGAGUUCUGCUUGGUCUGCUGUGUGUUGCCCUAUCAUUGCUUUCUGUGUGAGUAUUCUGGUUGCCAUUCCAGCUAGUGGGAGUUACUUCUAAAUUCUCCUCGUUCCUAGUUCUGUGUUUGACCAUGCAACUUCUAUCAACCAUUGCUAUUAACGAUAAAUCAUAGAAUAUGUAUCUACACACAGACUCUGGGCAUGUGAAAUGGUAAACAGAUUAUUUCAGCUAUUUCCCGUGUGUUGGUUGUGCUUUUUGUUUUUUGCUUUUUUUUUAUUUUAUGAAGAUGAAGCAUGCAUUUUUAUUUUUUUACAUUUCAGAUAUGUUCUAUUUUAUAUUUCUAGAAACACUUCUGUUUCGGUGAUAAAGAAGGCAAUGUGCUUGUUGGUCGUCAGAUCUAGACAGGCACAGUGCUAUAGUUUCUUUUAACAUGCUAGCAUGACAGGAGUUAUUGAGUUUUAAUCAGAGGAACCCCUAUUGACUUUGCCUUUGAUAUAGGAAGUUUAGCUUUAUUAAUGAUUUGAUCACAUUGAUUGCUUGUGAAUCUGUGAAGAAUUUUGUUAGAAAAGAAAUAGGAUUUAUAACUUGCGAUACUCAAUGUAACUCUUGUAUUUUGAUUUAGUCAUUUACCAGCAUUAUGUGUAGACUUUAUUGUUAACAUUUUUUUGAACUUAAAAUUAAACACAAACCUUAUAAAUGUUUUUUACAUUUUUUAAAGCUAGGCAUAUUUAAACAAAUUUCAUGUGUAUGGUAUGAGCUGUCAUUUUGACUUUUUUUUAUUUUUUUUGUUAUGGUUUUUGAAUAAGUUAUGUUACAAAUGCAGUGUAAACAUAGUUGGUUUGACCUUCUAAAUAAACUAGCGGAAAUGUAGUUUAACCCUUUAAGGAUUGAUGCAAUUGUUCUGAACCAAAACAAAACCUAGAAUUUGAGCUAUAUGGCUCAAUCGUAAUGACCUAUUUCAUAUUAAGUGCACCCACACGUAUAUCAUUUUGUUCAGAAGAAAUAUGGCUUUUAUUACACAUCAAAUAUUUAUAUAUUAAACAUAAUUUUAUUUGAAUAAAAACUAAAAAAUGUAAUUGUAUUUUCUUUGUUCUGUGUGAUAUUUUAACUGUGAAUGUGAUAAUACUGUUUGCUUUUACUGCAAUAAAAUGUGUUCAGCAAUGUAUCACGAGUACAACAGUACCCCGCAUGUACAGGGGUUUUUGAAAUGUAAAUGGUCAAAUAUAGGGCUUGAAAAUUAAGUUCUCUUGGCUUUCUGUCUGGGGAUUCUGGCAGGUCUCUCAAAUUGUAAUUAAUAAAAUCACAUAAAUAUGAAAAAAGAUUACAUACAUCGACUAUGAUAAUUUAAGAAUAUAUCAGGGCUUAACAAAUUUGUUUGGAAUCUAGGAGCCAGCUAAAAAAUGUUAGGAGCCGGUCAUUUUCAACAAGAAAAUGCAAUUCUGAAAGGGACACUAUAGUCAUUAGAAUCACUACAGCUUAAUGUAGUUGUUCUGGGGUCUAUAGCCUAUUAAUGCAGGCGUUUCCAUGUAAACACUGUCUUUUCUGCGAAAAGGCAGAGUUUACAUUUCUGCUUAGUAACACCUCUAGUAAUAGUCACUCAGGCGGCCACUAGAGAGCCCUGGGUCACUGCUGCAUAAGGAGGCGCUGAAUGUUCCUCAUAGAGAUUAAAUUAUUUAACGUAGCUCUAUGAGGAGAUGCGGAUUGGUACAUUUACUGUGCAUGCACAAAAUCCUUCCAAUGCUUUCCUAAGGGAAAGCAUUGGCUUAGCUGAGAUCAUAAAGAUUGAUAAUCUCAGCCGUGGCGAAACUGGCACGGCGUGGGAAAAUGGGGGAAAAAGAUGAGUAAAAACACCUUCUUUGUGCGAUUGGAGGGUGCAGGUACUUAAACACACUCUCUCUCUCUCUGACAGGCACACACACACUCUCUCUCUCUCUCUGACAGGCUCUCGCUCUCUCACACACACACACACACACACACACUCUCUCUCUCUCUCUCUCUCUGACAGGCUCUCGCUCUCUCACACACACACUCUCUCUCUGACAGGCUCUCGCUCUCACACACACACACACACACUCUCUCUCUCUCUCUCUCUCUCUCUCUCUCUGACAGGCUCUCGCUCUCACACACACUCUCUCUCUCUCUCUCUCUCUGACAGGCUCUCUCUCACACGCUCUCGCUCUCUUACACACACUCUCUCGCUCUCUCACACACGCUCUCUUGCGCUCACAUUUUAACCCCUUAAGGACACAUGACAUGUGUGACAUGUCAUGAUUCCCUUUUAUUCCAGAAGUUUGGUCCUUAAGGGGUUAAAGGGAUCCAAAGAUUGCAGCAUUUGAAAUGUGCUUAAAAGUUAAAUGUACAAGAACAUAACCACUACAGCAGGCUUUGAUUAUUGUGCUUUUCCCCCAAUUGUAAGCAGACCAGCGUAUUUUGAAUGGUUUGAAUUCUUACCUUGGGUUCCUUAGGUGAGCUUCCCCCCUCCACUUCUAAUGCAGAGAUAAGCUCAGAAGAGCUUACGGAAGCUUCUGCUUGGGUAUUUCCAGUUCUCCGGUGUUGGUUUUGGAGGCGGGGAGGAUUGCUGAGUGGGUCUCAGGUAAGAAGUCAAACUUUUAGAAAAUGGUCUGACUAUUUACAUUAAAGGGACACUAUAGUCAUCCAGACCACUUCAGCUCAAAGAAGUGGUCUGGGUCCAAUGUCGCUCAGGUUUUAACCCUUCACAUGUAAACAUAGCGUGCAGACCGUCCAUAGGAAAGCAUUGAGAAAUGCUUUCCUAUAGACAGUUUGAAGGAGCGCGUGCCACUUGCUGCGCAUGCGCAUUCGGCUCCACUCGGGAGCUGACAUCGGAGGGGGAGGAGAGGUCACUGGCGCUGGAUUAAGGUAAGUAACUGAAGGAGUUUUAACCCCUUAAGUGCCAUAGGAGGGGGCCCUGAGGGUGAGGGUCCCCCAAGGAUUAUAUAGUGUCAGGAAAAAGAGUUUGUUUUCUUGACACUAUAGUGAUCCUUUAAGGUCGAUCAAGCACCAUAAUUACAGCAGUUUGCUGGAGUGUUUAACACUGCAUCAUGAAUAUUGGAAUGGACAAGACUGUAGUUGGAGCGGCUCUGUUCGUCCCAAAUGAUUCACACAACAUCCAACAAUUCCUUGCCUGCGAGGUCAAGUUAAGAGUUGCAAGAUGCCCUGUGCAGUUUUUUUUUUUUUAAACCACUGUGUUGAUAACAUAGCAUCAUAGGCUGGGAACAGGAGUAUAAAAUUUCCAUUGAGGCACUUUUGCAGUAGAGGCAGCUUCAUUGAGUCUUUACUUGUUCUUAAAUAAUGUGGCUGGUAGUUCCCUUGAGAGCUGGAGUGGGUCUUUUCACUGGGGUCUGGUGUGGCAAAAUGUCAUCUUCGUGCUCUUCCAGCACUGCUCCAUCGUGUGCCAUCUAGUGAAGUCAUGGCUGGAGUGACAUCAUAACCCGGCUCCCAGCAUCACCCCUGAGCACGCGAGGAAUCUGGAAGAGUACAGAUAUCAGUGCUUCCUUGUUACCUGUCUUAAUUCUCCAAACGGGACAUGGACACAGAAACUCAGUCCAUGUGUAUAACUUGACCUUACAUUUUCUGACCAACAUUGCUAAGGUAUACAUGAGAGAUAGAUAUUGCUGAAUACACAUGUUUUAUCUUUAUAAAAGGACACAUCAGGUGUAUGAAAUUCAUCACACAAUUUUGUGUAAAAUGCAACACUAAUAUAUUUUUCUUUUUAAAUUGGUAGAAAGUCCUGGUGUAAUGGGCAAUCUACAAAAACGUUAAAUUCCACAUGUGCAGUAGUACUGGUUGUCUACUUUUGCAAAUGGUAUAGCAUUAUGGGAUUAAUUCGCACUUGGGACUUUCUUAUUCCUUUAUCCAUGUGAUUUAACCUCAGUAAAUAAAUCUGUCACUACUUGACAUGUUAACUCUUUUUUAAAAUUUAGAAUACCCGGUAGUGAGUUGGUGUAAAUAACUUUCUCACUACUUGGUAAAAGUACAGCGCUAAAUUUUGUGAUAUAAUACAAGUUAUACACUUACCCCUUACAAUGCAUACGGAGUAUACAUGUAAAAUAAACAAAGUGAGAAAUAUAUAGAGUAGUACAGUAACCAAUGAUAAUUUGAAAUUAGUGAGUAAAAGGAAAGCUCACAUUUUUAAGAGCCUUUUAUAGGGAUAUAGUCUUUAUAGGGAUAUCCCUAUAAAAGGCUCUUAAAAAUGUGAGUUUUCCUUUUACUCACUAAUUUCAAAUUAUCAUUGGUUACUGUACUAUACUACUCUGUAUAUUUCUCUCUUUGUUUAUUUUACAUGUAUACCCUGUAUGCAUUGUUAGGGGUAAGUGUAUAACUUGUAUUAUAUAUAUCACAAAAUUUAGCGCUGCACUUUUGCCAAGUAGUGAGAAAGUUAUUUACACCAAUUCACUACCGGUUAUUCUAUUUUUUUUCUCUUGGGUUUGUUGUAUUAUAGUGGUUGUCUGGAGUAUCCACUAAGUGCAUGUAGCAGCUAAACCAAAUAAUUUCACUUUAUAUCACAAAAAGCGCCAUUUUUCUAGCCACAUCCAUUUCUGUAUUUUUAUUCUUUUUUAAAUUUAACUUGUGUUAAUCAAUUAAUAGGUACCCUAAAUUGUUAGCAGAAAGGUUCCAUAAGAAUAUCCGGUAUUUUGACUAUACAGCUAGGGAUUACAAGAGUAUAUUCAGUUUAUUAGGCAACAAGAAAAGCUAUAUGCCAGUUAGACGUACAGAAUUAUUGAUAUGAUAUCAUAGUCUAAUAAUAAUGAUAGACGAACACAAAUGAAAAAAAAAAAAUAUAUAUAUUUUUUUUAAAGUAUCCCCACUAUGUCACCAGUAGAGCACCCUAAAAAAAGAAUUAAAAAUUAGCACAAAGUGUAUCUAUCACUUCCUGUGGCAUGGACAUCAAAUAAACUGUCAGGAGAGCUCUAAUAUACAUUUCAACAGUUAUGUGACCAUUCAAGGGGAGAGAGGUUGCAGAGCUUACACUCUAUAAAAAAAAAAAAAGCACCCUUCCCUAUGAUGACCAGUGCAAACUGCACAAAAAAAAUGAACAGAUAUUGACAUGAAAAGUAGUAGGGGAAAAUUCACUAUUAAGUAGAUAUGCCAUCAAUGAAUCCAUGCAUGUAUUGGUUGGGGCAAGGCUCGACAAAUCCCAGGUUGCCAUUGCGACUAGGAUUUCAGUUCUGGCACCUGGGAUUUGUUGUUUCAUUCAGCCCCUGAGGUGGUCAGCCUACUCAUAAAGAGCAUAGGUGGGCAGUGGGCCAGCCAGCUCAUGAAAUGCAUGGGUGUGCAGUCGACUGUCUCAGGAAGAGCAUUGGCGUGCGUCGGUCGGCCUGCUGAGGGAAAGCAUGGGCACGGGCGGAAGAAUCGUGGAGGAUUGAGGCACGCAUGCAAGAGAGCUGUAACCUCCUUGCUCGGCUCCCUUGCGCACCCUCCAGUGAUUACCGGAGCUUUAAUAUGAAAGCAUUGGGAGGCUAUUGCACAUGUGCAGCAAAACGCCACACUUCGGAAUCCACCAUCUCCUAAUAGAGAUGCAUUGAAUCAAUACCUAUCUAAGGGGAAUGAUCAGCGCCUCCACGCAGAGUGUGAAGACGCUGAACAUCGGUGCUGCGCACUGUUCAGCACUGACCCAGGAUGCAGCUCUAGAGGCUGUCUGAGUUACUAGGCAACAAUGUAAAUACUGUCUUUUCUCUGAAAAGGCAGGAUUUACAUUAAAAAUUAUGCAGGGACAGGCUAUAGACACCAGAGCAACUACAUUAAGCUGUAGUGGUUCUGGUGACUAUAGUGUCCCUUUAAGAAUUGUAUUUUUGACACUGAAAAACCUGGCUCCUAAUUUUUUUUUUGUUGGCUUCUAGAUUUCAAGCAAAUUAGUCAAGCCCUAGAUUGGGGGCAAUAUCUGAAAAGACCUUGCAAAAGCUGUAGUUUUUCUGAGGUUGCAGCCUUUGCAAGCCCUCCUCUUUCUCACUGGAAGAGUCUUAACGGUCUCUUAAUAAACCUUUCAGAGGCUUUUCAUUGAGAAGUCUCUGAAGCUGUGUGUGGGAAUGCAUCUGAUCUGAGGUCUUUGGACGCUGGUCUGAGUUGCCUGCCACUUCCAUUGGCUUGGGAGAGCUUACAGAAAGAGUAAGCAAGCCUCCUUGUCUGAUUGACAGGCAUGGCAAAUGGAAAUUCGGCCAUGAACUUAUACUUCUUAUGAGGAUCUUCAGUUGUGAUAGCUUUGCCCUCUCCUGUUUGCUCUUCUAGCCACAUCUCUCCUGCGUGAGACUCACACAGCCUCCCUACGAAAGAGCUCACUUUUAUUUAAUUUUUUUUUAACCUUCCCCUAUUGCUGUGUGUUUUUAUCUAUUGCUGUUAAAGGGGGACAUUGUUGUCACCGGAAACCACUAUAGUUUGAAAAAGAUAAGUAAACUGCAAGGGGGCCGGUUACACUUUAGUGUUCCUUUAACGCUGUUACAGCGGUUUAUGCUGUCCGCAUAUUACUGGGCUUUAAUGUAGUUGCAGCAGCCCAGAAUGCUGAAAUGACUUUGAGACCCAGGAGGUCCGCGAUACUCACCUCCGGCGAUCCCUUUCUGGGGCACUACACCCCAAGCAAAUUAGGCCACCGUGGGCCAUGUGAUGUAUGUAUAUAAAAAAAAAAUAUUAUAUAUAUAUUUUAUAUAUAUAUAUAUAUAUAUAUAUAUAUAUAUAUAUAUAUAAAUAAAUAAAUAUAAAUAAAAGUGAGAGGCUGCACAAAAUAAAAAAAGUACAUGUAAUUUCAUUCUAAUUAUAUUCAUAUCAAAAUACAUUUAGAAUGCAAAUAUAUAUAUUUUUAAUAUAUAUAAAUAGUUACAUAUGAGUGUUUUGGAGCAGUAAAACUAUAAUGAUUAUUUGAUGAUGAGAUCAUCAGUGAAAGGAUCUAUGCGAAUAAGUGGCUUCAAGAAAAGACUGGACAUACCCCAUUUUGAAUACCCUGGGUUGUCUACUUUUUCAAAUGGUAUGCCAUGAUGGGGGUAAUUUUCAUGACUUGGCUAAUAUAUGGGCUUCAAGGCAACAUAACCAAUCUGGCAAAUUUCAAUGUGUAUAAACUGAAAAGGGGGCUGUGCUAUAUUUGAUCUUGUAAGUUUCAUAAACCCCUAAAACCUGCAUUAUAUUGCAGUAAAAGCGAAAGGUAUUAUGACAUUCACAGUUAAAAUGCCACGCAGAACUGAGAAAAUAAAGUUUAUUCAUUUCACACUUUUUUUUAUUUUAUUCAUACAAAAUUAUGUUUUAUAUAAAUAUUUUAUAUGAAAUGAAAUCCCUGUUUCUUCUAAACAAAAUGAUUUAUAAUAAUUGUGGGUGCACUUAAUAUGAAAGAAGUAAAUAAUGGUUGAACAUGCAUAUAGUCAAAUUCCAGGUUUUGUUUUGAUCAAAAUGUAUACACUUGGCUCUGUCCUUAAGGGGUUAACUUUUUUAGGGAAUCUAAUGAUGCCCUCAGCAUUUUAUAUACCAUUGUGUAAUACAUUACAUGUAUAUUUUUAAUACUUUGUAUUUGAAUGUGUCAGUGUCCUGUGAUAUCAGAAUACCAUCGGUACAGAUAAGGUGCAUAUUGGACAGGUCACAAUUUUGUAACAUUUGUAGACAUAAGAGAAAAUGUGGGAGGUAGAGAAUGAAAAAGAGGGAAAAGAAACAAUGUCAGAUAAAUCUCAACACAAGUGUACAGUUAAAUAGUCUAGAUUUAAAGAAACACUAUAGGUCAGGAACACAAACAUUUUCCUGACCCUAUCGUGUUAAAACCACAAUCUAGUCUCGCUGGUCCCCACUUGCCCUCCUAAACAUAGAAAAAUCUUACCUUUAUUGCAGUCUGCUGCUGCUGAUUCUGUCCAUGAUCUGCCUGUUUGACUGACAUCAUCAGAAGUGUUGGUCAAAAGCCAAGCACAAUGCUUUCAUGGAAGGCUGUGCACGUCACAUGCAGGGAGGUGUGACUAGGGUUCAUAAACACAGGGAUUUAACUCCUAAAUGGCAGAGGAUUGAGCAGUGAGGCUGCAGGGGCAUGUUCUAUACACCAAAACUGCUUCAUUAAACUAAAGUUGUUCAAGUGACUAUAGUGUCCCUUUAAAGUUAAAAUUACAGAGCAAGAGAUAAAAUUGUUUAAGGUAAAUUACAUCUGAUUGAAAGUGAAACCAGUUGUUUUUUUCUUGCAGGAUGUGUCAAUCAGAGCCAGGGGACAUGUGGCAAUCACUGCAUAAACUGAAACAAAGUGAUUUCACUCCUAAAUGGCAGUGAAUUGAGCAGUGAAACCUGAGAGGCAUAAUCUAUACACUAAAACUGUUUCAUUAAGUUGUUUAGGUGACUAUAGUGUCCCUUUAAUCUAGAUUAGUAAACAGACUGAGGCACAACCAGAAUUGGGGGAGUGAUGAGGCACUGGAUGUCUUUUUUUUUUUUUUUACAAGUGGUAUUUUGUUUAAAACAAUCUAUGCAUGGAAUAAUUUGUGUCCUGGUGUUUUAUAUUGACAAGUUAAUCUAACUAAAUGAAAUGCUUUACUUUUUAGGACUGAAAGAUAAACAGAAGUCUUCAUGGAUAUAGUUGACACAUUCAACCAUUUAAUUCCUACCGAACACUUAGAUGAUGCACUUUUUCUAGGUUCUAACCUAGAAAGUGAAGGUUGUGACGAUUUUGCCACAAGCCAAAAUGUCAUAGAGGAUUCAUUGAAGAACAUGCUUAGUGACAAGGAUCCAAUGCUAGGAUCUGCAAGCACCCAAUUCUGUUUACCGGUUUUGGAUAGCACAGACCCUAAUUUCCAGAUAUCCUCAUCCACAGGUACAAUGAUAAGCCAUAAGUACAUAUUGUUUUUAAAAUGCUGCUUCAGUUGAUAUGCAAAUAAACUAUUUUCCAACUGUAUUUACCACAUAAAUAAUUUCUUUGUGAAGAAUUAAUUCUACGCAUUGGUCAGGCGUCAUGGCAAAGGAAGCUUUGAUAUCCUUGCAGCAGAAAAUGCUUCUUCAAAUUUCCAUUAUUUUAUUGCAUUAAAUAGUGUUUUUCUGCAUACUUGGUGAGUUUUACUCACUAAAGCACUUUAAAGAGGCACUGUCACACUGAGUUUGCAUAAAUAUAAAAAAAACCAAAAAAACCUGUGCAUAGAUUAAGCUGAAUUUUCAAUAAAAUUCCAAGGCACUUAGAGAAUGUACAUGAAACUGCAGAGAUCAUUUUGUAUACAGUAGGAGUUAAAUGUUGGCAAAAUGUGGCAAUUGAGCAGCCAUUUGCAACUUGCAAAUUUAAUGCAUGCUUUGCAAGGAGAUAACAUCAGAGUUUUGAAUAUAAAGACAAAUAACAUUGUAAAUGUCAUUAAUGUGAUUCUCCAACAAACGCAAAUCUAGAGGAGAAUUCUUUUUAAACAAAAAAUGUUAAUUAUCAACAACUUAAAUAAAAUGCAAGAUCCUCCAGUUUUGUGAAAUAUAUAUCCACAUUUUGUGCUUUCACACAUGUGCUUGAGUACAUAAGUGACACAGAUUCUGACAAAUUAAGCUGCCAGGACCUUAAAGGACCACUAUAGGCACCCAGACCACUUGGUCUGGGUGCCAGGUCCAGCUAGGUUUAACCCCUUUUUUUUUUUUUUUUUUUUAUAAACCCUUAGAGCCUAAUGUAGUGGUCACAUGGCUUAGAAGUAGUAAUAAUGUUUACACUGAAACAGCUGUCCGUGGCUUGGCAUCUCUUUUUUUUUUCUCAAGAAAAAUCCAUGUUUAAAAUGGAAUAAUGAGCAAAAGCACCCGAAAUCCAUUGGGUAGUAACAUCACUGCAAAUUUGGGAUUUCUGUGGGAAAAUCAGUGCUUUCUUCCUUUAAGUUGGGUUCCUUUUUCAUUGAUGCAUGAAAAAAAAAAAAAAAGAUAAAACAGAACAGCCUAUGAUGUAGUAUUUUUGUGAGGACAAACAACACUUGAAAAGUUUGUACUCAUGUGCUAUGGAGCUUCAGACAAACUCCAGUUUCAGUAGUGUGUAGUAUUGUGCUCCCUACCAAUAGGUAUAGGUGCCUUGUUAUAUUAUAUUCAUAAUGGAUAUGCAAUAGAGCAGGGGCGCCUGGGAUUUGUGAGCCUGUUAUUAUUAUUAUUAUUGCCAUUUAUAUAACGCCAACAGAUUCCGUAGCGCUUUACAAUAUUAUAAGAGGGGGGAUUUAACUAUAAAUAGGACAAUUACAAGAAAACUUACAGGAACGAUAGGUCAGCCCCUUAGGUGACCGGAUGCCUGAGAUUAGAGGCGGGCAGUCUGCUCACGCAGGGCUGAGGUGGGCAGGCAGGCGGACGAUCGGCUUAUUGGGAGCUAAAGGAUGGAGGCGGCGAUUGAAUGAGCAAGGCGGCGAGGGAACUCUAAUCUCCAUGCUCUGCUUCCCAGCGCAUCCUUCAGUGAUAUCAGGAGCCGGAAUAUGACGCCAUUCCAGCUCCACAUCACUAAACAGAGCUCUAGGGAGCAGAGCAGGGAGAUGAUAACACACCCCCAGGGAAAGCUGAUCCACUCCAUCUCUCCCAAAGGUAGGUAGGCUGGGUGGAUUUUUUGGGGUGAGUAUGUGUGUGUGUCAGUGAGUGUGUAUGUUUACGUGACCUGCCCCCCUCCAAUCACAUGGAAAACAUGUUUUUACUCCCCCCUUUUCACACGCAGUGCUGGUGAUGCCGUGGCUGGCCCCACCUCCAUGGCUGAGAUCAUUAAUUGUGAUGACCCCAGCCAAUCCAUUGCUUCCCCAUAGAAAGAACAAGGAGACAAUUGUGCAUGCGUGGCAAAACAAAAUGCUGCCCAGUCAACUUCUCCUCAUAGAGAUGCACUGAAUCAAUACAUGCUCAAGGGGAGCAUUAACAUAGGUGCUGCACACUGUGCAGCACUAACCCAGGAAGCACUUAUAGAGGCCGCCUGAGUGACUGUCGCUAGAGGUGUUGCCAGACAGCAAUGUAAACCCUGUCUUUAGUCUGUAAAGUCAGUGCUUACAUUAAAAAGCAUGCAGACUUUAGAACAAGCAUGUCAAACUCGGACCGCAUGCGGCCCACAAUGAAUAUCUUUGCGGCCCAGCUAGCCGCAAAUUUGCCUUGCUUACUAAGGCAGAGUUGGCACCUGCUCCCAAAGGUAGAGGACAAUAAAUAAAAUGAUGUGCGUGUAUGUGUGCAAGAACGUGUAAGUGCGUGUGUCUGUCAGUAAGUGUGUGUUGGUCAAUAUUGCGAUGGCUGCGGCUGGACAGUGGAGGACCCGGAGGUGCACGGAGGCACUUAACGCCACGUCACAUUCCGACGUGACGUCAACGUGCUCCACCUUCACAGGCAGGACUAAGGAGUUGCAUAUUCUGAACAUCUUCCGUUCAGAAUAUCAAGCAUAGGACAGUUCGAUCCCUGCCUCAUGGAUAUCUUAUUGGGUUCAGUGUCUUCUGUGAAUAGGUGGAAUAUAUGAAAAAACACUACACCAUAUUGUUUCUCCUCUCGUAUAUUCCACCUAUUUCUAAUCUGUAUUUUGUUCCUUUUCUUUCAAGGGAGUGAGAGAUGAGGAACAAUAACUGAGUGUGUUCUGGGUCUGCUGCUUAUAGUUCUCAGUGGGUUGUGCGUAUAUAUGUAUUUAUAUAUAUCAACAGUUCUGGAUUUUUGCUUGUCACAUAUUCCUUUGUCCACAUGAGUGGUUUGUAGAUUGUUUAACCUCCUCUAUCCAUAAUUCCACUUUUCAGAAAAGAUCAUACAUACCAUGGCUGCUAUCAACCUAUUUGUAGCCAUAUUUACAGUUUUAUGAUCAAAGAGGUUUGAACAGAUCUCCCAAGGUUAUUGCAGUUCUUAUAUGUGGCUGUUGGGCUAUUUGCAAAUCUGGAGAGAGAAGGGAGAGAUGUGUUUGGUGUAUCAGCUCAUUUUGUGCACACACUGUAUUCAGUCUUUGAGCUGCUGAGAUUGUUAGAAGUCACCAUAGUUAUCAGUCACUGUUUGUUGGAAUUCUUUGAUAAUGGAACUUAAUGUAUCUAAGCAUGCAAUUAAUAAAAGUUGUUUUGGUGUAUAAGGUGAUCCUUUAUGGGCAAAAAGGUAACAAUAUAAUUAUUGCAUAUGUCAAAACUGCCCUGUUACCUACAUAUGUCUUUGCAUGUUUUGCAAAGACCCCCAAUGGUGACAUCUCUCCUUGGCAUGCAGUGGCAUAGGAUAAACAGAGGUGAGUUAAACUUACCUGAAGCUCUCCUUUGCUGGACUGUUUCUUUGCAAUGCAUCUUUUUUCAGCUGGUAGCGCUUCAUCCACGAUUGCCCACAUCACUCUUUUGCACAGAUGUUUAUAGACACAACCAUAGGAUUUUCUAUAGAGCAACUCGUGUGAUGCAGUGGGAAUUGACAAAACAUGACCGUGGGACCUUUUGUCAAGUUUUGUCAACUUCAGGCUUAACCAAAACAUAAACGAGCCUCUAUUUUGUCUUCUUAUAUCUUUAGUUGGCAUCGGAAUUUAAGUGUAAUUCCAACACAAUCAAUAUGAGUUUUUCCACGAAGGUUGUAUCUUAUUAAAAUAUAUGCGAUGUUUAUCGAUGUGCUUUUAAAAUCACUUCUCAUUUACUCUAAAGCAGUUGAACUUGAUACAAUGUUGCUGACUGCAGAUGCACAUUACACUUCUCGCUGGGCUUUGAAGUGUUUGUUUUGCAUGCUUAUUACAGAACAUAGUCAUAGAACAAUACUUUUCCUCUAAAGGUGUUGGUCUUGAUGAUAUAAUGGAUGUGGCAGUUGUCAAAGAUGCUGUUAGUGAUCCCAAUGAUGAAGAUGACCUUAUUCCUUCUAACAAAAAUGUUAACAGACUGCAAGAUCCUUCCUUGAAUUUACGGAAAUCUUCACGGUUGAUGGAGCAGGGUAAGACCUCUCAGUUCAUGUCCAACAUUUCUUAGUAUGUAAUAAAAAUUUAAAAAAAUAAAAAUAUGGAGAAUUACUUAACAAAAACUAGCUCCGAAGUUUAGCCAGUAUAUUUAUGUAUUACAUUUAUUAGCUAUGUCUUAUUGUGAAAUCGUGAUUAUCAGCAAUAAUUUUGUAUAAUAUGUGGUCUAUAAAAUUAAUGUAACCUACUAUUAUGAUCUGAAUCUUGAUGAGCUUGAUGACGAUAGGCAAUAUAUUUUCAUGUGUGACAUUAGCUGUCACGCUGAUCCUUCAUGCUUUCUCUAGUAACCAAGAAGCAAAUGUUAAGGGGAUACAACAUUGCUCUUUUUAAAGAUGGUGAAUAACAUUUUAGUUAAAGAGACACUAUGCUCACCUGAACCACUUAAAGGGACACUAUAGGCACCCAGACCACUGUCCCAGUUCCCUUAACCUUGCAAUUGAAAUAACUACAGUUAUUGAUAAACUGCAAUAAUUAAAUUGCUGGGUUAAUUCCACCUCUAGUGGCUGUCUUGCAAACAGACAUGAGAGGCACUUCUGGAUGGUUAGGCAAAGUUUGGUCCACUAAAGGAUGCUGGACAUCCUCAGGCUCUGCAUUGGGACAUCCAGCAUUAUCUAAAACCCCAUACCCCAUAGGAAAUCAUUGAGCACUUUUUUCUUAUGGGGUAGUUUAAUGCGAGCGCAGCACUCGCCACGCAUGUGUAUUAGGUUUCCUCUGCCCACUGCCAUCGGUGGUGGUGGAGCCUGACCCAGUGCAGAGGGACAUCAGCGCCGGAAUCUGUAAAAUGCCAGAAGAAUUUUACGGUGGCAUUGUAGAUCACUAGGAAAACACCUCUAUUUUUCUAGUGCUAUAGGUUUCCUUUAAUGUAGUGGUUAUGGUGUCUAAAGCCUGUCCCUGGAGGCUGAGCACUGUAAACCCUGCCGUUUCAGAGAAAAUACAGUGUUUACAUUGCUGGCCAGUAACACCUCUAGUGGCAGUCACUCAAAUGGCCACUAAAACUUACCUUUCUCUGAAACUGCUAUGUUUAUUAAAAAAAUGGGUUAACCCUAGCUGGACCUGGCACCCAGACCACUUCAUUAAGCUGAAGUGGUCUGGGUGCCUAGAGUGUUCCUUUAAGGGGUUAAGCACAGCCUUCUAAUAUCUGUGCUGAUCGGCACAGGCUGAAUUGACUGACAGAAGGGUGAAAGGCUGUUUUUAAUCAGAUUUUAAAGAAAUCUAGAUAUUUGUUAGCAAUGUUUAGAUUAAAUUUGCUUCUCUCUCAUUUAAGAUUAAAUUGUAUAUGUCAUGACAGGUACACUUGAAAUUGUAAUAUGUGUUUUUAUUUAUUUUUUUAGAACCUGCAAGAAGUCUAAGACAGAGUACUGUUGAAAAACAUUUAAACAGUGUACAGACAAGUCCUAAAAAAUCUAGGUCUUCCAGAAAGGAUAUUUCUGUGGAACAGGUAAAAGACAAAGAUGAUAUUUUGCUCCCUGAGGAAAAAAGGCGCCGGAGAACCAGUCAGUUGGAGCAACUAAGCACUUCCCCUACAAAUUCCAGGAGGUCACCAAGAAUAGCAAACAGAGAAUUAAAGGAUAAAAUGAGCAAAGAGGAGAAAAUUGCUCAAAAGUCUGUUGCUGGUGAAUCUUCUGAUGGAAUCGGGAUUGAUAUUUUACCCAACACACCAUGUGUUCUGCAAGCCAAGGUUGACCAGUCUGAAACUUUGCAAGGGGACCCAGUUACUUUAUCAAAUGAAAAUAGUAUUGAAGUCCUUGGUGCAGUCACAGAGCAUAACUUAAGUAACUCACAAGAGAAUCGCACCACAGAUUUAGUACAAAAAAGUCCCACAGAAGAAAAGGUAUUUGAUCAAGAUAUGUAUACUUCUGCAGAAAAAAAAUCUGAUGUGAUCUAUGAUAAGGUACACAAAGAGCUUGCUUUGUUGUCUGGGGUUGUUGAAUGUAAUCUUAGUGUUAACACACUUGUACAAUCCACCAUUAAAAGUGAGUGUUCAUUGGGAAAUAUUGAUGCUUGCACCAAUCCAAAUGAAUCUAAAAAUGAAGCUAUGUUAAAAAGUUCUGAUCUUGCAAGUACAGGCAUUGGACAGAUGUCUAGUGCGAAUUCUAUAGUUUUAGAAAGUGAUGUUAACCGUCUCCAAGAAACACAGGCAAGUGAGUUAAAAGAUCAUGUUGUAGAGCAAGAAUCUUUGCAAAUUCAUGAUGGAUCCAGCAAACAAAAUCGCAAUAGGAAAAGCUCAAAAAGGCUCAAGUCCAAUCCAUUAAAAACUCAACAGUCUUCAACGUCCUGUACUAAUAAAAAAACUGUUGCAGCAAGAUAUGGUACCCUUAAAAAGAAGAAAACUUCUGCGUUUAACCUUGUUGAGUCAGAAGUCCAAGCCAUUAUGCAUGCAAAACCACAAGGAAAACAAAGAAUUAUCAAAGUAAGGAAACAAAUAGCAGACAGUACAAAGGAUGAUAGCUUAAUGUCAGGGAAUAAAAUAAUAAAAAAGAAAACCCAUUCAGGAGAAAAAAGAACUCCUCAUUUACAGACACUUACUCAAACACCAUUGAAAAAACAAAUACUAGAUGAUACAUCAAAAGAUAAUCAAGGAAGUUCAAAAGAAACUUGUUCACGCAGAAGAAGCUCAUCUCAUUCUAGUGAAAAAUCAGUUACAAAGCAUCAGUCACCUGUAUAUAACAAGGUGAGCAAUGAAGGAAAAGAUAUUGGUGACCAUAAAGCAAAGGAUAUUAUUGAGCAUAAGGAGGCAAUGGAUUUUGUGGAUGAUAAAAUUAAAUUGAAAAAGUCACUUCCACCUCGACAAAGAAGAAGCAGUAAAAGUAUUUCUGUUGAUGAGCCACCAUUGUUUAUUCCUGAUAAUAUACCUAACGUAAAAAGGGAUUUGGCUGAGCUUCCUUCUCCCAGUGAGAAGCAUGCAUGGAACCCCAUCAGACAUUGCAGCUCUUGUAGAAAACUUCAUGGAAACAGGUACAUUUCUUUUUAUUGCUUGUUUAGUUUUAUAAUUGACAGUGAUGAAAAUAGUAAAAACUUUGAAUACCAAAGGAGUGUUGAAGAAAGACUACGUUUUAAAAUUAGAUUUUGUUAUUGUUGGCAACAUUGAAUGUGGUCCACUAUCUUUUUAAGUGAGAUAUCUGUGGCUUUAAAUCAUGCUGUUUCUUUGUUAGACAGAUGUUAUCUUGCGAAACAGUAUCUUUCGCUGCAGUUGCUAGAAAGGCCACAUGGGGAGAGGGCCUGCAAAAUAACGGUGGCAGCUGAUCCAUCUCAUACCCCCACCCAUGGGCAUCAGAUGGGGUUUUAAAUAAAAUAGUAGGGGUGGAAAUGAUCUGACCCAUGGCCAGCGAGUGGGGCUUUUUCAAAAACUAAAAAUGAGGGUACCACCCUAAUUGCCCCCAAGCCCCCACACAUGGGUGUCGGAGUGCGGCUAUUUAUUUAAUAACUGGGGCAGUUAGGAAACUCCUCCACGCAUGGAUGACAGCUAGAGACUAAUCAUUUCAUAACUGGGGGUGACCCCUGCAAUAGGAGGAUAAGUCUCUGCUUUCAGGCAGUCCUCCAUCUACUGAGCUUUCAGGCAGUCCUCCAUCUACUAAAUAAUGUCAAAUAAGAACACAUAAUUAUUGCUCCAUUUAUUUUUAAUUUAUGUGCAAGCCCAAUAUUUAACGCUGUAACUUUUCAAAACACCUUAAAACCUGUACCCUGGGGUGUCUAAUUUUUCAAAUGGUAUGUCAUGAUAGGGGUAAUUGUCAUUUCUGGGCUUCCAUAUGGUAUCAAAAGGCACCAUAACCAAUCUGGCAAAUUUCUAUGUGUAAAAACUGCAAAGGAUAAAUCCCUAUAUCUUUACAGUUUCUAAAACCCAAUAAAACCUGUACAAAGUGGGUACUGUUGUACUCGUAAAACAUCGCUGAACACAAAUAUGUGUAUUUUGUUGCAGUAAAAGCUAAGUAUUAUGACAUUCACAGUUAAAUUUCUGAGGGUUUUUUUCAGAACAUGUCCUAAAGGGGAUAAUACAUUAACCAUGUCAAGUGUAAACAAAAAAAACCAAUCACAUAACCUAAUUGCUCACUGAAUAUAUAUGAAAAGAUAAUCCCAUCCAGUGGAAGCUGACGGUUAUAAAAAUAAAGGUAUUUUAUUAGUAUAGUGUCAAGUUGGCCAGGCAUAGCUGAAUUUAAUUUUAAAAAGCAUUGCAUUUUCUUACUUGGAGGAUUAAAAAAAACAAAACAAAUAUAUAUAUAUAUAUCUGCACAUAUGUGGUGAAUUCUCAAAGAGCAACAUCCAAAUAUCUUUAAAUCUUGCGUUUUAAUGUAGUGACUUUGGUACUUAGAUGGCUUCCCUUUUCUCUGGCAAUCCAAAGCAUGAUUUUGUGAAAUAAUAUUUACAUUUGUGAGAGAAUAUGCCUUUAGUCCCUGUCAGACAAACAACCAAUAGAGACACUUCCACCUUAGAUUUUCAAUGGAAGUGAAGCAAUUGCCGCACGUGUGCUGUAGGUCUUCAGUAUUCCUCUGUGAGGAGUAUUGGAUUUGACGGUAAUCCUCCAUGAUGAAUGCAGGCUAGAGGUUUAGAAUGUAAAAUAGUUUGUGUUUGACUCUGGAUGUUUAGAAGUUGCUUUGUUUUUGUGCAAAUUAUGGACAGAAAUGCAUCUUUAUAGAAUUUAUUGUAAUAAGCAGCUACUUUUGAUAUUCAUUUUAUAUAUAUAUAUAUAUAUAUAUAUAUAUAAAACAGAGCCGGUGUUGCACCUGUUAUGUAUGUUAGAUUGUCUGAUACUAGCAACAUGCACCAUGACAAGAAAACAUUCUGUUGCUGCAUUGUAAGAAACAAAAACUUGCUGUGGACAAAAAUGUAAUUUCAUUAAACUAAAAAAGGAAAUGCUACUUCUAUUUUCAAGGAUUGAUUUACUUUAUAAAUCCCCCGAAGUAUCACUAUGAGAUGAUUCAUUUUUUUGUAGAUAUUUACAGUGGUUUUUGUGUGUGACACGUCAACCCUUCAAUCGGAAAAUGCAGUUUUUGUAUUGAAUGUUUGCACAUAUCUUCUACUUACCCCUUAAGGACGCAUGACAGAAAUAUUCCGCCAUGCUUAUUCUUCACUUAAGGACAUAUGUCGGAUAUUUCCAGUCAUGCUGUAUUUUUCCAGCAUUGACUAUUCGCCUGUUGGUAACUAAGAACCACAAAUAUCAUUUAAUUCCUGGGGCCAGAAUAAGAGACCAUACGCAGGCCAAUGCUAUGUUUGCUGCAGUGAAUCCAGCAAACAGGCAUUAAAAUGGGACUCAAAUCUCCCAAAAACAUUUUACAACAAUGUUUGACAUAAGCUGGUGAAACAAUGUCAUCUUGUUAAGGCACAAUAUAAACUGUGUGAGAUACUCUUCAGGGUCUACUUUCACAAAUGGUAGACCUUUGCGGGGUAGUUGGUGCAAUAAAUGAUAAAGAUACAAAAAAAAUUGUUAAACACACACAGCAAAACAAUUUAACAUUGCUUGUGUCCUUAAGUGCAAGACAAGAUUCUGAAUCUGUGUCCUGAAAGGGUGAAAUCUAAGGUGCAUUGUGUAUUUACAGGUUCAUGGUCGGUUGUGGAAGGUGUGAUGACUGGUUUCAUGGAGAAUGUGUUGGUUUAAGUCUUCCUCAAGCACAACAAAUGGAAGCUGAAGAUCGGGAAUACAUAUGUAUGAAGUGCUGUGCUGAAGAAGAAAAAAUGGAAGUUGAUGCUUCAAUAGAUGUUACUGUCAGUCACCAAAAAAUAGAUGUUCAUCAAGAUAUCCAAGUAGAGGAAUCAGAAAAGUCAAUCACAAAAUCCUUGCCAUCUGACAAUUCAAGCCAACGUCAUGAAAAACCCAAACAUGCUGAUGAUACAACAAAGCAUAAAGUAAAAAUUUCUAAAAAGGUACAAUUAUUUGUUAUUUACAUGCUUUUAUUGUUUAUCCUAGGUGGCAUAUGUCUUUCAAAUCCUAAAAUAUUAAUUGGUUUGUUCAAUUUAAUUGAAAUCUGUUAAAUUAAAGCUUACACGUUGUCAAUGGAAAUGGCAUUACAUUUCCUCAGAUCUACACUGUUCUGCUCAUCCUAAUGUGUAAAAUUAGAUUGGUUAUUGAAUUUAACCCUUAGGAAUAGACAAUUGUCUUUGCUGUUUUAAAAGAACACUCCAAGCCCCAUAACCACUAUAGAGCUCUGUCUAUAGUGGUUAUGACACCAGGUGUGUCCUAGUGCUCACCCCUUCUAUUGUAAGUAGCCAAAUUGUUUUAGAAUUUUUGUUUGACUUCUUAAAUGGGGUCUAUUGGGUGCCACUUCCACCCAUAACUAAUGCCAGAGAGCUGGAAGCUCCUAAGCAAAUCAGCUGACUGCCUCAGCCAAUGAGCUUAAAACUGCACUACAGGCCUUCGCUCAGGAGUGCUAAUGAAAUCUUGGUCAAAAACAUUUUGACCACUUAGAAUAGGAGUUAAAGGGACAUUGUAGGCACCCAGACCACUUCAGCUCAUUGAAGUGGUCUGAGUGCCAACUCCCAUCACUCUUAACCCUGCAGUGGUAGUUAUUGCAGUUUUUAUAAACUGAUUAUAAACUGCGAUAAUUACCUCUGAGGGUUAAUUCGUCCUUUAGUGGCUGUCUACCAGACAGCCACUAGAGGGACUUCCGGUUGAAACAUACUUUUGGUCCGCUCUGCAUGAGGACCUUCCGCGUCAGAUUUUCAGAUUGAAUAAUGCUUUCCUAUGGGGAGAUCCUAAUGCGAGUGCGGAAAAUGCAGCGCGUGCGCAUUAGGUCUCCCCUGCAGACGGGGCAGGAGCGUGGGCGGACCUGAGCCAGCGCCGAGGGACAUCUGCGCAGGACCCAGGUAAAUAUUAAUCUCUUUAGUGUCGCAGGAGGGGGCCUUGACAGAGGGGAAAAUGUAUAGUGCCAGGAAAAUGAAUUUGUUUUCCUGGCAUUAUAGAAUCCUUUUAAACCUGGCACCAUAACCACCACAGCAGGCUACACUAUAGUUAACCAAUUUGACCACUGUGCUGUUAAAACUACAAGUAGGGAUGAACCAAAAUGAAAAUUCUGGGCCAAAACCGAAAAUUCAGGAUGCCCUUGGCAGAAAACCGAAACCGAAAAUGACUUUUUUCCCCAAAUGAUUUAAACAAAGUUUUUUUUUUUUCCUAUAAUUUUAUUAAUAUUAGACUUUUUAAUGAAUUUAAUUAAUCUAAUAUGAAAAACUUCCCUUCACCCUUCUCUUUUAGUGGUCUCCCCUCUAGUGUUCCUCUCACCUCCCUCUUUUUUUAGUGUUCCCCCCGUCCCCCCCCAAUUUUUUUUUUAAUUUUGGCAAAAUUGGCCGAAACGGGAUAGGCCCAUUUUUGCCAGAAAAUUUCGGCAGCAGAAAUUUUGGAGCAUCUCUAACUAUAAGUGAUGCAAUAGUAGUAAUCGCACCAACUCGUUCACCAAAAUGGCUACCUUGCCUCUAAAUGAAAUUGGGGGAGGGCAUUGAUUUAAUGCUGUCCUAUAGGGAGGUUUAAUGCGCGCAUGGCAUUAGCUGCACAUGUGCAUAAGAGCCCGCUGGAUGGAUAUCGGGUAUAAGGUACGGAAAUAAUGGGUUUUUAACCCUUUAUUCACUGGGGAGGAGGAGGAAUACAGCUUUGUAUUCCUGGCACUAUAGUUUCCCUUUAAGAUUGAAAAAAAAAUGAAAAAAAGCAUUUCUGAUUUCAGGUCAGUCUGUUAACGGUAUCUUUAUUAUGUACAGACUGCAUGUAAUUUACCCUACCUAUGUUGAUUGUAGGCUGUUAUAAAUUACAUUUAUCUUUUCUUUAGGAUUCAGGCGAUGGGAAGCACUCACUGGACCGCAGGGAUUCACAAGUUAAGACUAAAUCUAUGGCACUGGACCAUAAACACUUGCCGUCUGCAACAUCAUCCCAACGAGCAUCUGAGGAAAAACGUGAAAAGCCCUCUAAAGAUCUAAAUGUUCAGUGUCCCGAAGAGAGAACCUCAAAAUUUGGUAAUAAUAUGUGAUCUCCAGUUAUGUAAGCGCUAUAUAUAUAUAUAUAUAUAUAUAUCUCUCACUGGGCCUGUCUAAAGGGACUGCAUUGUGCCAGGAAAACAAAGCAAUUUUCCUGGCACUAUAGGUUCCAAAAGUGCCCCCCUCCCUCGCACCCCACUCCUGCAGCACUGAUGGAGGUAAAACCCCUUCAGUCACUUACCUGAAUCCAGCGCCGAUGUCCCUCAGUGCUGCGUCAGGCUCCGCCCAUGCUUCUCCAGGGGUGUCAACUGGUGAGGGAGACUUAAUGCGCAUGCGCGGCAAUGGCCGCUCAAUCAUUAGGAUUUCCCCAUAGGAAAGCAUUAAUCAGUGCUUUCCUAUGGGGAUUCCAGUGAUUCUGGAAGUCCUCAUGCAUAGCGUGAGGACGUCCAGCUUCAUUUAGGCUACCAAAAGUCAUCUAAGCACCCGGAAUUUCCUUUAGUGGCUGUCUGGUAGACAGCCACUAGUAGAGGAGUUAAUCCUAGCAGGUAAUUAAUCUCAGAAACUGCAAAAUUUACCACUGUUGGGCUAAGGGACAUGGGAAAUUGCAUCCAGACCACUUGAAUAAGCUGAAGUGGUCUAGAUGCCUAUGGUGUCCCUUUAAUAAGAGAAAGCUGGGAACCCCUUAAUUAUAUGCUGGGGAGUGACCUAGUGUCUUCCCCCGGCACACACUCAUAGGCGGCAAGUGUGAGCCUUAAUUAUAAUAUUUUAAGGAAACCUAGUGUCCUGCUUUCAGCCCUCAUUUGCUGCCCGCGUGUUAUAAUCCAAGGAAAAUUCAAUAAAAUUCCCACAGCAAUCCUCAAGAGAAGUGAACCUUUACUGUCAGAGCAAUCUGUUACAAGCCAUCCAAUAAGAGCUCUAUAAUUCAGAGCAUGGGAAAACCAUUAUUUGGCUUUAUCAGGGGCUCACUUGAAUCUGUUUUUUUUUUUUUUAAUUCUUUAUUUUUGUGUGCAUAGAAAUAACAUCGUUGCAAACAUAGCCACAACAGCAAUUGCUCACAGUUUUAUCAGACAUUUAAGAACAACCGUGGCAUUUAAUAACAUUGCACUUUUUAUAAUGCAUUUAACUUUGUAAGCAACAGUAGUGGUAACAUCUCUGUGCCCUCUGUGGUUAUGAGUAGCAGUCUAUGUAUCUGCCCUAGAGAGUUUUGCCCCAAACUGAUAUUCCAUGUGGGUGUAUUAGCAUGGUCCUUGUGUGACAGCCAGCGGGGGUUGAAUCUGUUUUUUUUUCUCAUUUGGAGUGUUUUUUAUUUUUCAAUGUCUUUUUUUUAUAAAUAUGUAUAUGUGACCUAGUUUGCUUUUCUUAAAUUGCCCUGACCUGUUAGCCACUCUCCACCCCCCAAUUUAUUUUAAAGUCCCCGGCCUAAUACCCACGAAUAUGUCCCCCUGGUCUACCUAACAUCUGGCAAAAAACGCUUCUAUUGAUAAGGGUAGCUGCAGAAAUACAGAGUGAAGUCUGAAACGUAGCGCGUUGCAUGUCAAGUUGGGAACUACAGAAUAGAUAUGGAAACAUGAUUUUUCUAGUUUCUGUGCAUAAGGGAGGCUUUUAAAAGUCCAACUUGAGAUAUGCAGGUAAUGCAAAACAGUAACUUUUCCAAUUGCAUUGUGGGGAGUUUUAUUGUGCUUGGCCUGUUAUAUACAUUUCUGUGUGCCUAUUUUGCCACAAGAAAUUGUGAUAUUUCCUAUUGUUGCACUGCCUCUAAUCUUAAGGAAUAUAAAGUAAAAAUGUUGUUUUUCUAUAUAUAUGUAUAUAUAUUUUAGUUAAUGUUUUUUGUAGGUAUCCAUGAAAAGCAAGAAAUUAAGAAGAAAAAGCAAGAGAAAAAAGGGCUAUCCUCACAGAGUUCACACAGUUCAACUCCUUCUACUCCAAAGCCAUCUGUUGACCAGAUUCGACAAAGUGUUCGCCAAUCCCUAAAGGAUAUUUUCGUUAAAAGGCAUGUGUGAUUAACAAAAUAAGUACUUAUUUUUAGGAUAUACAUUUUUUUCUGAUCAGUCUAGGUCACUCAGUUUAAAGGCCCUCUGUAAAGCACCAUGACACUACAGCUCAUUGCCAUGGAUAUGAUGCAAAGCGUCUUUGGGUGCAUCCUCCUGGAUUGUGUCAAACUGUUUUUGAGUUGUUUCACUUAUUAUGGGGCUUUCUAUUCACGUGGCUUAGUGAGUGCAGAAAUUAAUGAAAGAAUGAAAAACUCUGAUUGUGUAGUAUAUCAAUUAUUAGAAUUAUUAGUAAAAAACACAGUAUUCUACUCACAAUUUUUAGAGCAAGAACUUGCUGUGGUGUUUAACAGCUUUGGUGGUAUUAAUCCCAACUUGGUAUAUGCAGGUACCUGGAACGGAGUCAGCAGCAUGAAGUUAUUUCAUAAAUAUAUGAAAUAAUUAACUUUAUUAAGUAUAAUAAAUAUAUAUAUAUAUAUAUAUAUAUAUAUAUAUGUAUAUUGUAUAUAUAACACAACAUUCAAGAUCCAGCGCACUCACGCAUCCACUAAACAGCAACUUCAAAGCUCACAGAUUUUAUUAGUUUUUUUAAAAACACCUAAUCUAGACAAAAAUAAUGGGAGUUUAGUUACAGUAUAUGAUCAUACAUUGCAUAAGCCCACCACAACGUGAAUGCACUCCCUCUUUGGCAGGUCCUAAUACUAAAUAGGGGGCAGUAGUGUACGCUUUACGUGUUUCUCCCAGCAGGGCUUCAUCAGAAGUGUUUCUUUUUACAUAUUAUAUGUGCAGUAACCGAUAUACACAUGUAUAUGCAGCCACGCAAUCACUGCAUGUAGUCGCAUAUAUACACUUGCUCAUACAUUACAUAUGUGUGAUGAGCACACACUUUUAUUAAUAAUUUUUAUUUAUUCAAACUUGUCUUGGUUAGCAAACUGGAUAAUUAUAUUACUGCACCUCAACUCAUUUCCCAUAUCCAGUCUAAUCACAUUGUCUUCCAGCCCUUUUCCCGAUUUUCUUUAUAUCAUAUAUAAUCCCACCUCUUAGCUUUAUUUUGCUUUAAAAUAAUUUCACCUCUUCAAUUAAUGCUCUUUUCUAGCCUCGAUAUUAUUACAGUUUGAAACCUUAUUCCUGGUACAAUAUCACGACUCCUAACGAUGUUAUGCCCUCCUUGUACUACUGAUGGCUCAUUUUCUUUAAAAAAAAUAAGCUUAAUGGAAAUUAUAUUAAGCAUAUGCUAUUACCCAUUGCUAGAAUAUUACUUGCAUGGAAGGUUAUUGUGUGUUAUUUCCCACUCUGCUUAGACAAUAUAAAAGGCUGGGUUUCACAAAUAGAAUAUUUCACCAACCUUUGCAGGGCAAGGUUAGCCAUUACCGAUGCUCAAAGCUGGCUAAACAUUGGUGCAAAUGGAUUUUCUGAAUGUCUGAAAUGUAAAUGGCGUCUCAUUUUGCCUUGUACAAGUCUGAGUAUUGCCUUGGUUGAGCACAAUGGGCAGUACAAUUCACAAACAUCAACAUAUUGAGGCCCUGCAACUUUAAUUUCAGUUAUAUUAAAUGCUAUUUUCCCAACAGAUCUCAGCCAUACCUUAGGUUGUUUGACCAUCGCGUCUAAUAUAGUUUACAGAUAACUGCAGAGUAAAUCUAGCCAUCACUAGGAUUGCUAUUGUUGCAAAAUUUCCUACACUGCUCAAUCAAAAGAUGCCAGCACACUCUUGAAAACACUUCACAUACUUUACACUUAACAUGCAAAGAAAGAUAUAUAACUGUGUUGAAUGGUGAUAAUAGCCCACAACAGUUAAAAUAGUGGAUAACUAAGAUGAAUUAAAAGGAUAAAUAUAUACCCCUUAUCGUUGUUGGGGUAACUCAACUAUAGAGGUAAAAAAAAAAAAUUAUAUAUAUAUAUAUAUAUAUAUAUAUAUAUAUAUAUAUAUAUAUAGUAAUACAGUUUAAAAUUGAGAAAAUGGGGGAAUGGGUGAGGUAAUUCACUAAUAAAUGGGCUAUAUUUAAGGUGAGCAGUUCUACUAUUAUAUUUUGUGUGUCUUUAAUCAAGAUCUGCUACACUAUAUACUACGCCAUUAUAAAUUUCUGAAGCUUGUUCUUGAUACAUCAUAGAAGAGAUUUGGAGUCACCUCAGCACAGAUCUGCGUUUGUGAUUUGAGUCCAUCCCUUUGUGACUCUAAUGUACAUGAGCAUAUUUAACUCAACCAUUUCACCAUUUUCUCAGUUUUAAACUGUACUAAGCUAUAUUUAUCUUUUUAUUUAAAAAAUGGAGGAAGCCCACAUGAGCCCAGUUUGUUAGUUGAACAGCACUGUUCUACCUUGUUAACACAAAACAGUUUAUGCUUAUGUUUAAAUAUGACUAUUUCUAAAACUUUUUUUUCACAUUAUUAUUAGACUUUCAGAAUCGAGUUCUAAGAUUCCUGAAGAAAGAGCUACAAAAGUUUCAGUCAAGAUAGAAAAAGAGCUAUUUUCCUUUUACCGAGAUACAGAUGCAAAAUACAAGAACAAGUACCGGAGUUUAAUGUUCAACCUUAAAGAUCCUAAAAACAAUGUAAGUGAAUUAUGUCAUAAAAGUAAAUUUUAUUAACUCCACGCAUGACUUUCCCUCCAGACUAGACUUUGCUAAACUUUUUUUUAAGCAGCACAGCUAACCCCCUGCCGUCCAUUUUAUGCUAAGUUUUCUAAGGGCAGACCAAAGGCAGAAUAUACAUAGUUUGCAAAAAUGAGCAAAAGUUUGCUUCAGCAAGGACCUUCAGCACAUCCAGAAAUAUUGUAGUCUGAUUUAAUUUUUGUUAUUACAGGUUUUGUUCAAACGAGUGUUGAAAGGAGAAAUCACUCCUGAUCAUCUGAUUAAAAUGAGUCCAGAAGAGUUGGCAUCCAGAGAAUUAGCAGCUUGGAGGCAGAGAGAGAACCGACAUGUAAAGUAUUGUACUACUUAUGAUUUAAAUUGAUUGUUUUAACUUUUUUGAAAAAAAAAAAGUUUAAACACAUUCUCGGUUUAUUUAUAUGUAUGUGUUUUGAAGGAGCGAGUGUUAAAAAAAAAAAAAAAUAAAAGUUGCUAUCAUAAGCGAUCAUAAUAAGUUCUAGUGUAAAGUCUACCUCUGGCAUAUUUAUUGUUGCACUCAGAAGCUCAUUUCAAAGUAGCAACUCCGACAAAGAUGUAUAUAUUUAUUCCUCAUCUAAAUGCCAUUCCAUGAGAUUUAAAGGUUCACAUGUAGUCUGUAUAGAUGAAGCAAAGGCAGACCGCACCAGCAGUGCAGAAUACAAAGGAGUUUUAAUAUGGUUGUCAAAAACUCAACCAAGUAUUUUUGUUCAGUUUUUGUACUGCUGUAUAUUAAUUUUAAAGAAAAUGCAUGUUACAGUUAUACAAGCAACUGUUUACACUUUCCUAUUUUUUAUUUUAGAAUGCAUGGGAUAACAAACUAACUUUUUAUGCGUAAGCAAACCAUUUUAUUAAACGUUUGAAAAUUUCAUAAUUUUGUAUAUUGUUUUUACAUUUAUAGACCAUAGAAAUGAUUGAGAAAGAACAGCGUGAAGUUGAGCGAAGGCCAAUCACCAAGAUUACUCACAAAGGGGAAAUUGAAAUUGAGAGUGAUGCUCCGCUGAAAGAACCAGAAUCCAUGGACACUGAGGUGACUUCAAAAGUGACUUAAAGGGACACUCCACCUCCCAAAUAAAAAUAUAUAUAUUAAAAUAAAAAUCAAUGCUUAGUAGAUACACUGCCAAUGAAAACAUACAUGCAUUUAAUUAUGCAUUUUUUUUAUUAGAAGGAUGUCUAAAAACAGCUUGCAAAAGAACUCUUGUCUGUAGUCUUUGUGAGCCCUCCCCUUGUUCUCUAGCCCAGACUUUCUGUGAUUGUCCAAAUACAGACUUUCCAAUGUGGCUCAAUUAGAAGUCUUUGCAAGGUAGGUGGUCUGGGCAAUUGCCAGCUACCUGAGUUAAGCUUUGUUGAGCUAAGCAACCAGGAGAUAACAUGACUGGUUGUCUGACUUACAGCUGGGAAGAUCUAACAAGGUCUACCAGACAGCCACUAGAGGGCUUCCAGAGUCGAAACGGACCUCUGGUCCGUUAUCUGACGCUGGACAUCCUCACGCUCUGCAUGAGGACAUCCUGCAUCAGAUUUUUCCCUAUAGGAAAACAUUGAUUCAUGCUCGUCGCAGGAUGUCAGAGGGGGUGGAGCGUUGGACCAGUGCCAAGCGACAACAGCGCUGUAAUCAGGUGAGUUAAUCGGGUAACCCUUUAUUUACCUGGGCGGUGGGUGCGAGAGAGUAGGGAGGCAGAGGGAGCUAUAGUGCCUGGAAUGCAAUAUGACCCUGCCCAUUGUCCACGCCUCUCCCUUUGACAAAAAUGUCUUCCUAAAUGGAAAGUAAAUGAUAUAGGCCAGCCAAUGAGAAAUCUGUGUAUACUGAGCUGCUGACAUGAAUCAACUCCACGGACAAUCACUGUCUUUCUUUUUUCUAUAUAGCAGUUCUAAGGGGCUGAUCAUAAAAGGACAGUAGUUGUGGGGCAUAAUCAUGUUGGCAACUAGACUCAUACAGACAUUUUAUUAAAAGAACUAAGUAAGUAAGUACUCUGAGUAUGUCUUAUAAUGAAGUCGUUUUGCAAAAACCUGGAGACAUGGCUUUCUGAUUAAACUGCAGAAACCUGUAAAGUGGUGUAUUGUAUGUUCUAUAAAUAAAUCUUCAUUAUUGUUCAUAAUUAAUUAACAUUUGUACUGUAAUCAAGUUUUGGGGAUUUGUUUCUGUUUUAUUUAAUUUCUAGGAAACCAUUGUUAAACCAGUGGAAAAGGAAGAGGAGAUUCAAAAAGAAAAAGAUGUGACUCCUGAGUCAACAUCCGAUACUACAGGACAACAUAAAAACCACCUAUUUGAUUUAAAUUGUAAAAUAUGCACAGGUAUGUGUAAUACUCUGUCUCUUUAUGUACAGCUUAACCUAAAACAUCAAGUUAAGCAAAAUACGUUUCCAGCUAAAGUGAAAGACUUUUGAAAUGUUCCUCUAAGGUCUUUGGGCAGAGUGGUAGCAGUUUCACUAGAGUAUAAUUUUAUAAACAGGAGCAAGGUACUUUUUAUUAAGUCAAAAUAAAAGCACAAUAAAGUAGUAUUCUAAAAUACCAAACCAAAGAGUCAAGGGAUGCAAUGCAGCCUAGUAAUAGUCAAACUGUACUCAAGACACAAAGUGUAAAAUAUACAGGAAAUAUUUUUUCCCAGUGAGGCUUUAAAGGACCACUCUAGGCACCCAGACCACUUUAGCUUAAUGAAGUGGUCUGGGUGCCAGGUCCAGCUAGGGUUAACCCAUUUUUUCAUAAACAUAGCAGUUUCAGAGAAACUGCUAUGUUUAUGAAUGGGUUAAGCCUUCCCCCUAAUCCUCUAGUAGCUGUCUCAUUGACAGCCACUAGAGGCGCUUGCGUGCUUCUCACUGUGAUUUUCACAGUGAGAGCACGCCAGCGUCCAUAGGAAAGCAUUGUAAAUGCUUUCCUAUGCGACCGGCUGAAUGCGCGCGCAGCUCUUGCCGCGCGUGCACAUUCAGCCCAGGAGGAGGAACGGAGGAGGAGAGAAGGAGGAGAGCUCCCCGCCCAGCGCUGGAAAAAGGUAAGAUUUAACCCCUUUCCAGAGCCCGGCGGGAGGGGGACCCUGAGGGUGGGGGCACCCUCAGGGCACUAUAGUGCCAGGAAAACGAGUAUGUUUUCCUGGCACUAUAGUGGUCCUUUAAGGGUUAUUUCAAGUAUCAUAACCACUAUGACCUUUUUUGUUGUAGUUGCUGUUUUGCAAUGGUUUGCCCUCUUACCUAGUCCCACUAGGCUCCAAUCCUCCAAUAACAGCAGCUGAACCCUGUACAGCUUUUUUGCCACUCGGUUAGUGUCCACCUCAAUUGCAUGUGCCUUUUCCCAAAACAAGUAAUAUAUUUCACUCCCUUGACCUUUGAAAAUGAGUAUAAGCAUAUUUAAUGGCUUUCAUACCAAAGUAAAGCAUACACAUGAUUGGUGGGGGAGGGUUUAAUAUGAAUCUAAAUUGAAGUCUAUUGCUAUAGUACAGACAACUUAAAUGUAUUGGCAAUCAAAAUGUUUAUUUAUUUUUUAAGAAUAAUGCUACUUCAAAUGGCUUUAUUUUUGAUUACUUUAGAUUUGUUUAAAACCAAUUGGUUUAUGUUCUGCAUGUUAGGUCUUAAUACGUUUGUGUUUUUUACAUUUUUUUAUUAUGGUUUAAUUAUUUUUCUUAUUAUCAGGUCGAAUGGCACCUCCCGCUGAAGAUCUUUCACCUAAGAAAGUGAAAGUUUCUAUGGAAAUGAAGCGUAAACUAUCAGAUGAAGCCGAUAAUAGUAUUGAAGCUGUUUCUUCAACCACGAAUGCUCUUAAUUUAGAUGUUUUAGAAACAGAGAAACAAGAAUUGCCAAAGGAAUCAUUUUCUUCAGCUACAAGGUAUCAUUUAUUUUUGCUGAUAGGUCACUUGUGGUUAUAGUAUGUGAUUGUGUUGAAAUAUAGCUUUUUAAAAUUUAUUUAUUUUAGUUUUACUAUUAUAUGGUAAGAAAUGAAAUCACAAGUGGCUGUGUAGUGUUGUGUGCAAUUUUUUUUAUUUUUAGAAUAUAGGAGCCAGAAAUAAAUGUCAGGAGCCAGGCACAAUAUUACUGUUUAUUAUAUCAUUGAUUCAAUGCUUUAUUGGGGAGGGCUGUGUUCAUGGGCGUCCGCAAGGGGGGGGCACUUGCCCCCCCCCCUGGAUUUUUCAGCUUGUUCUGCUAUUUUGUGUGAGAUUUAAAAUGAACUGCAAUACCGGCGGUGUGUAUGGAGAGACAGGGAUAGGAAGCUGCAUCUUAUCCCUGCUUCUCUCUGCUGAUUGAAACCGCAGAGGAGCAACACAUGCAGCCAGAGACAGCCUACAGAUCAGGUAAGUGGGGGAUGGGGGGGAGGGUUUGAGAGGGGGGCAGCAGCCUAUAGAUUUGGGAGGGGGGCAGCAGCAGAUAAAUUUGGGGGCAGCAGCCCAUAGAUUUGGGCAGCAGUCUAUAGAUUUGGGGGGGGCAGCAGCCCAUAGAUUUGAGGGGGGCAGCAGCCCAUAGAUUUGGGGCAGCAGCCCAUAGAUUUGGGAGGGGGCAGCAGCAGCCUUUAGAUUUGGGGGCAGCAGUUCAUAGAUUUGGGGCAGCAGCCCAUAGAUUUGGGGAGAGGGCAGCAAUUCAUAGAUUUGGGGGAGGGGGCAGCAGCUCAUAGAUUUGGGCAGUACUUAGAUCGCAAAGGUGCAGCCCAUAGAUUUGGGGCAGCACCAUAGAUUUGGGCAGCAGUCUAUAGAUUUGGGGGCAGGGGGGCAGCAGCUCAUAGACGUAAAGGGCAUCCCAUAAAAUUUGGUGGGGCAGCAGCCUUUAGACGGGGCAGCAGCCCAGAUUUGGGGCAGCAAGUUCAUGAUUUGGAGAGGGGCAGCAGCCCAUAGAUUUUGGGGGGGGCAGCAGCCCAUAGAUUUGGGGAGGGGGGCAGCAGCCCAUAGAUUUGGGGGGGCAGCAGCCUAUAGAUAUAUAGAAAUGAACAGGAAGGGUCAGCAAUGAGCUGGAAGGUAAAGCAGCACAAAGGUAAAGUAGAAGGAGCAGAAAGAGUCAGAAAUAAGCUGGAAGGGGCAGAAGGAGCACAAACAUAAAGUAGGAGAAUGAGCAGGAAGGGCCUGCAAGGAGCAGGAAGGAGCACAAAGGGACAGCAAGGAGGAACAAAGGUAAAGGAGCAGAAAGAAUCAGAAGGAGCACAAAGGUAAAGUAGGAGAAAGAGCAGAAAGGGACAGCAAGGAGCACAAAGGUAAAGUAGAAAAGGAAGCAGAAAGGGAUCAGAAUGAGAAAGGAGCAAAAGGGAUCAAAAUUAGCAGAAAGUAGCAGAAAGGUAAAAGAGCAGAAGGGGCCAAGGAUAGAAAACAGUGUCAGAAGAAAAAAAAAGACUGUCAAAUGAAGGAGAGGAAAAUGAGAUUGGAGCAGGAAGGACAAAUGAAGUGAACCCUCCACUUUAUUCUAGACACCAUAUCAUAAGGCUUUGGUACCUGGGCCAGGCAGGGAAACGCUGGACCUACUCAUCUCCAAAGUUAAAAAAAUAUUGGUGUUAAUGUGUUCACUUUUAUUUACUGAGUGUCAGGAAGCACAGAGUGCCGUUGGGUAAGGGGUGUUGCUGAUUGGCUAGAGCGGUCAGCUGGCACUCUAAGCCAAUCAGUAGCUCCCCAUUCAUAAAAAAGUAAAAACAUUUUAUGAACUGGGAACUAGCGAUUGGCUUAGAGCGUCAACUGACCACUUUAGCCAAUCAGCGGCACCCAUGCCUGACGUCAAUCUGCACUUCCUGACACUCUGUUUCAGAAGCCAAAUACCACUGAGCGACCUGGAGCUGGAGGAAGCCUUUGGGGUUAAACCAUUUGAGAGCAAUUUAACCCCUUAAAGGAAAACGAGCACCCAGGGGCUUCCUGGCAUCAUAGCAUUUUCAUUUAGGUGAAGUUGUUAUGGUGACAAGAAAUGUCCUUUAAUUUGCUUAAAGGAACACUAUAGUGUCAGUAAUACAAACAUAUAUUCCUGACACCAUAGUUGUGAAAACGCUAUUCGCCCUGGCUUUAUGUGAUAAUGGCUAUGCCCCUUCCCUUUCAUGACACUGUCAAAAAGGUACCAAGCAUGGAUGUCAUUACAAUUAUGCCCCCCCCUGGAAAAAUUCCUGCGGACGCCCAUGGCUGUGUUUGCAUUGUAUGACGAGGGACACCUUUGCUGGAAUUGGGUAAGUGAUAUAUUGGUAGUGUUUGUGUAGUGGCUGAAAAAUAUAAUUUGUCCUAAUAAUAUUUGGAAAGACUUCUAUAUGCUGAUUGAUGACUAAAUAAUAUCGAGUUAAUUUUGAAGAUGUCUUUUUAUACUUGCAGCUCUGAACCUUUUCACAUUGCUGAUAUAAUUGAAGAUGAAUCCACUUUUUUGUCUCGGUUGAACUACAUAUGGAAAGGAUUCCUUAAUAUGCCUUCCGUGGCAAAGUUUGUCAUCAAGGCAUAUCCAGUAUCAGGAUCAUUAGAGCAUCUAACUGAGGUACCUGAGCAGAUUAUGAAAAAAAAAAAAUAUCUGAAGUAACGAAUACUAUAUACUUACAUACAUUAUUUUGUAACACAUCAGUGGGUAAUGGGUUUGGGCUGUUUUUGUCAAACCUAUUGAAAACUGAGAAAAGGCACUUGUAGCCUUAUUGCACCAAAACUAGUAUACUGUAGUAGUUAUGGUGUUUUGAGUCUCUUUAAUUUGUAAUUGUUCUGGAACUUAUUUGAGUUUAUUAUUGUCCAUUAACCCCUAAGGACACCGCUUCAAAAGCUUGUCUUACCUUUAAAGAUACAAGCCAUUUCUUCAUUUUUUGUGGUUUGUGUUUAACCCAGUUUGCAUCUCUCGUAAACUUAGAGUUGUGGAUAAAAGGCAUAUUGCACAGUCUGUUACUCUACAUAAUUCAUUUUCUGCACUUUCAGAGUGUAAUGGUGUUAUGGAGACAGGCUCAGGUACUGAAGGUAGUUGUGUUAUGGAGACAGGCACUGAGGGUAGUGGUGUUGUGGAGACAGGCUCAGGCACUGAGGGUAGUGGUGUUUUGGAGACAGGCUCAGGCACUGAGGGUAGUGGUGUUGUGGAGACAGGCUCAGGCACUGAGGGUAGUGGUGGUGUGGAGACAGGCUUGGAGACUAUGGUGAGGCCUAAUAGAAAGCAGUUGUUGUUGGGGUAUUCCAUCAUAAGAGGUGUGGAGAUGGACAAUGGUGGUCUUGUGAGAUGCCUUCCUGGAGCAACUGCUCACAGAGACAGGAGACAUAUUUGUAAUAUUAUUAAGCGAGCAAAGCAGGAAGGGGAAUUGGAUGCACUUGUCCAUCUAGGGACAAAUGACUUGGCUUGCAAUGAGGUUUCAGAGGUUAAGGAAGUUUUUAGUGUUUUUGCCAAUGAUAAAUGGCAGGUUGCUUCCACACUGUCAUUCUCUGCAGUUCUGUCUGUGCAUAACACUCAGAACGACAGGCGGAUGCGUAUUAGGGACUUUAAAGGACCACUAUAGUGCCAGGAAAACAUACUCGUUUUCCUGGCACUAUAGUGCCCUGAGGGUGCCCCCACCCUCAGGGUCCCCCUCCCGCCCGGCUCUGGAAGGGGGAAAGGGGUAAAAACUUACCUUUUUCCAGCGCUGGGCGGAGAGUUCUCCUCCUCCUCUCCUCCUCCGUUACGCCCCGCCGGCUGAAUGCGCACGCGCGGCAAGAGCUGCGCGCGCAUUCAGCCGGUCUCAUAGGAAAGCAUUUACAAUGCUUUCCUAUGGACGCUGGCGUGCUCUCACUGUGAAAAUCACAGUGAGAAGCACGCAAGCGCCUCUAGUGGCUGUCAAUGAGACAGCCACUAGAGGAUUGGGGAAGGCUUAACCCAUUCAUAAUUAUAGCAGUUUCUCUGAAACUGCUAUAAUUAUGAAAAAAUGGGUUAACCCUAGAAGGACCUGGCACCCAGACCACUUCAUUAAGCUGAAGUGGUCUGGGUGCCUAGAGUGGUCCUUUAACUUGUGGCUUGGUGAAUGGUGUCGGGAGCAAGGAUUUGGCUUUAUUUCUCAUGGUAGCUUUGUUUGGAAUGGAAAUAAACUGUACAAAAAAGAUAGUUUGCAUCUUUCUCAAAAGGGAACAAAUGUUCUCAGUGAGCAGUUCAGAGGUUUUGCUAGGAUGUAUUUAAACUAGGAGGGGGGGGGGGCAAAAGGGUGAUAAAACAUCAAUCCUAUUGCCCCCCAAAACAUGGACAGGAGGUGCCUUUAGCAAGUGUGUUAAAAAAUGACAAGCUUAGAGUCAUGUCUACAAAUGCUCGCAAUUUAGGAAUAAGAUCCAUGAACUUGUGGCAAUAAUGGCAACUGAUAAUGUAGAUUUAGUCGCUGUUACUGAGACAUGGUAUAAUGAGAAAAAUGACUGGGACAUAGCAAUACCAGCGUACUCUUUAUAUAGAAAAGACAGGGAAGGAAAGAAAGGGGGAGGAUUGGCCCUGUAUGUGAAGGAUAGCAUAAAAUCUAGCCUAAUAAAAGUUAGUGAGGCGAACAUAGAGUCCGUUUGGGUUACGUUAAAAUUUGGUAAUAACACAGUAACUCGUGUAGGUGUGAUUUAUAGACUCCCCAGGACAAAUAGAAGAGUUAGAUAAUCUACUAGUUGAGGAAAUAGCUAAAAUGACAAUGAAGGGGGACGUUAUCAUCAUGGGUGACCUUAAUCUUCCUGAUGUAAAUUGGAAAACAAAAUUAGCUGCUUGUGCCAGGAGCACACAUAUUCUAAACUCCCUACUGGGAUUGUCUCUGAAACAAGUCGUUGAGGAGCCAACUCGUAAAGAAGCUAUAAUAGAUUUAGUGUUAACAAAUUUAGAUUUGGUAUCAGAUAUUACCGUAGGUGAAAGUUUAGGAUCCAGUGAUCAUCAGUCAGUGUGGUUUAAUAUAAGAACAGUGACUUGAGUCACACCACACUAAAACAAAAGUUUUAGACUUUAAAAAUACAGACUUUUCUAAAAUUAGAAUACGUGUAAAGGAGUCAUUAUCAGAUUGGAGCAAUUUAAAUGGAGUCCAAGAGAAAUGGGAUUAUUUAAAAGUUGCACUCCUGAAGGCAACUGAAAAUUGCUUUAGGCUUGUCAGUAAAAGCAAAAAAAUCAAGAAACCACUGUGGUACUCUGCAGAUGUGGCCAAAAUAGUAAAAAAAUAAAAGUUAGCAUUUAGUAAUUAUAAAAAAAACCCAGAGUGAGGAAGACAGAAUGCUCUAUAAGAUUAGGCAGAAAGAGGCUAAGCAAGUGUGGCAAAACUAGCCACUGGAGACUAUCAAUGUAUGCGUCUGUCUGUAUUCUUUCUAAAGCUGUAGAGACAAGUGUAUGAUUGUAAUUGCAUUUCAGGCGAAUGAGGGCAUUCGUAUGCUGGCGGCAUGAAAACCCCAGCAUUCAUACUGUAGUUUCACGAACAGUGAGUUUCAACACUGUUUGUGAAACGAAUAACCUACCGAAUGGACGACCACACACAGGAGGUCGUGUGGCACCCAUUAACCAAUUGCAACAUUGUUGCAAUCUAUAGUUAAGUGUGUUCCUAGGUGGCCGUCGUUCGGCUACCGUCCACGCGGCGGUCGGCCAUCUUAGUUCCUUUGUUAGCCCAGCGGUGUUUGGUCGUCGAGCGCCUGGAACUAAAAUCGGCUACUCGACGGUGCGAACACCGCUGGACUUCCAGGCCGUUCGGGAGCCCCGGCCAUUUGGUAGGUUGUUCCCCUGAUGUCAAUCGGUACUUUGAGUAUAACUUGAAUUUAAUGUGUGUUUCGUGCGGCGUUCAGUUAGUUAGGCUGGGAUCUGAGCGGUAUUCUCACGAACUGUGCGCUCAGACCCCAGCUAUCUACCGAACGUCCAUUCGUUUAAAUGAAGGGAAUAUUAUGGAAAUUAUGUAUUUUAAUGUGAAAUGUAAGUUCUACUGCACGGAGGGAUAAUCCACUUAGCUGUAUAUUCUAGUGGGAGUAUCCCUCUCGUGCAGCAGUGCAUGGUGGGAGAAAUGUAUGUAUUGUUCAGUUCCCCAUGUAGUCCCCUACUGUGCCACCCCUGGAAUGUCAGUAGGGAAACCCCUUGCAUGGGGAAUCCCAUAAAUACGGUGCCUGUAAUUAAAAACCUCAGUUGACCUCCAAGCUAUGUGUCGUCUAGUUCUUGGGAGGAAGGGAUUGUAACUACGCCACCUGGAUUUUACCUGCUUUGUACCUGCUUGAUUUUGUCUACCAGCGGAGAUACCGUGGAUAAUACUACUACUCCACUACAGCAAGUUAUAAGAGCUUCCAAAUCUCACACAGAAGAGAAAAUAGCACAAUCAUUAAAAAAAGAGGACAAAACAUUUUUUUGAUGCAUAAAUGAGAAAAGGAAAGUAAAUGUGUAUGUAGAUGAGGAUAAAGGUCUAGCUGACUGCCUCAAUGAAUAUUUGUGUUCAGUAUUUACAGGGGAAAAUUAAGGAAAGGGACCUCAGUUAGUAAAAAGGACAAACAAGUAAUUUAUUACUUAUGGUUUACAGAGAAGGAGGUUCUAUUUCAACUGUCAAAAGUAUAGACAAAUAUGUCAAUGGGACCUGAUGGAAUACACCCAAAGUUAUUAAAAGAGCUUAAUGGUGUACUAGCACGACCAUUAACAGAUUUAUUUAACCAAUCAUUGUUAACAGGAGUAGUCCCAGAAGAUUGGAAGUUAGCGAAUGUUGUGCCCAUUCACAAGAAAGGUAGUAGGGAGGAGGUGGGCAACUAUAGGCCAGUAAGCCUUACUUCAGUAGUGGGGAAAGUAAUGGAAACCAUGUUAAAGGAUAGGAUUGUUGAACAUCUACAAAUACAUGGAUUUCAAGAUCAGAGACAAAAUGGAUUUACUUCAGGGAGAUCAUGCCAAACUAAUCUCAUUGAUUUUUUUGAUUGGGUAACAAAAAAAAUAGAUCAGGGUGGUGCAGUAGACAUUGCUUACCUAGAUUUCAGUAAGGCCUUUGACACUGUUGCACAUUGAAGGCUUAUCAAUAAAUUGCAAUCUUUAAGUUUGGAUUCGAGUAUUGUUGAAUGGGUAAAGCAGUGGCUGAGUGACAUGCAACAGAGGGUUGUAGUCAAUGGAGUAUAUUUGAAGCUUGGGCUUGUCACCAGUGGGGUACCUCAGGGAUCUGUACUUGGACACAUUCUCUUUAAUAUUUUUAUUAGUGAUAUUGCAGAAGGUCUUGAUGGUAAGGUAUGUCUUUUUGCUGAUGAUACUAAGAUAUGUAACAGGGUUGAUGUUCCAGGAGGGAUAAGCCAAAUGGCAAAUGAUUUAGGUAAACUAGAAAAAUGGUCAGAGUUGUGGCAACUGACAUUUAAUGUGGAUAAGUGCAAGGUAAUGCAAGGUAAUAUUAUUUCUGAUGACUUAAAGGUAUGCAGACAAUGUAAUAGAGCAGCAGGAAAUGCUAGCAGAAUGCUUGAUUGUAUAGGGAGAGGUAUUAGCAGUUGAAAGAGUGAAGUGCUCAUGCCAUUGUACAGAACACUGGUGAGACCUCACUUGGAGUAUUGUACGCAGUACUGGAGACCGUAUCUUUAGAAGGAUAUUGAUACUUUAGAGAGAGUUCAUAGAAGGGCUACUAAACUGGUUCAUGGAUUGCAGGAUAAAACUUACCAGGACAGAUUAAAGGAUCUUAACAUGUAUUGCUUGGAGGAAAGUCGAGACUGGGGGGAUAUGAUAGAUACAUAAAGGGAAUCAACACAGUAAAGGAGGAGACAAUAUUUAAUGGAAGAAAAACUACCACAACAAGAGGACAUAGUCUUAAAUUAGAGGGGCAAAGGUUUAAAAAUAUCAGGAAGUAUUACUUUACUGAGAGGGUAGUGGAUGCAUAGAAUAGCCUUCCAGCUGAAGUAGUAGAUGUUAAUACAGUGAAGGAGUUUAAGCAUGCGUGGGAAAGACAUAAGGCUAUCAUAGAUAUAAGAGACUAAUUAUUAAAAAGUAUUUUAGAAAAUUGGGCAGACUAGAUGGGCCGAAUGGUUCUUAUCUGCCGUCACAUUCUAUGUUUCUCUCUCAUUUAUUGCACCAACACAUAUUAUAUAUUUAGAGGGCAAAAAGGGCUUUAAUUUGAUGUCACAUACACGUAGAUACAUUCUAAUUAAUUAUAUUUAUAAUAUAUAUAUAUAAAAAGGCCAAAAAAUGUGGAAAAAACAUAAAUAUUUUUUGUUCACAGUUUUGGCAAUAAUAGCGUGUGCAUAAUAUGUCCAGCUUAGGAAAAGUAUUUCAAAAUAAAUUAAUUUAUGUGUCUUGAUUUGUAGAGCACAUAAUAUGUAUAGGAUUUCAGCUUAUGGAAAUCCAGCUUUGGAACAAUUUUAGAAGUUGGUAUGUUUGUCUUUUAAGUUUAGUAGCCAUCACAGAAAACAAAAUUGCCACACAAAAGUAUAUAUUUAUAUAAAGUAGACAUCACAGGCUAUUUACUUAAGGUUAUUUUGACACUUUUUACAUUUCAUCACCAAUCUCUGCUAAAUAUUAGAGUAAAAUUGUGGGGGGGUUUUCUCUCUAUUUUGGCAUAUACACAUAUAACAAGGUUUUUGUAAUGUGUAUUUCGUAAAGAUGGUGUGUGCUAUUCCUGCACAGAACCCCAUAUUGUGUUCAGCUACAUCUGGCACUAUUCUAUGAAGAUACAAUGUCAUAUAAGAGACAAGGCUAUCCUAUGUCUCAUUUUGGGGUAUUAUAGCAGUUUGACUGUUCAAAUAACCCCACAAAGGGCUUUCAUUUGAUAAAGAAGACACCCCAGGGUAUUUUACAUGGUGUAUAUUGAGCCUUAACUAGUCACCAUUUUUUUUCACCAAUUUAUGUCAAUGUUUGUAGUGAGCAAAACAAACAAAAUGGAAUUUUUACAUUUUUGCGCAGUAUUUCUUACACUUGAUAUCUACCACUGUCAUAAAAUCCCCCUAAUUAUGCUCAGUUACAUCUUUUGAGUAAAACAAUAUGCCCAAUGUAUGACCUAGACACUUUUUUGUAAAGCUACAGUGCUGUAAAAGAGACGUGACAUGUUCAGGUUUUUAAGUGUGAAUUUUCAUGGAGGGUUUUGAUGCGUCUGUGUCCCACGUUGGAGUACUUUUGCAGGCUACAUAUUCCAGCUAAACCAUGAAGGCAUACAAUUUCUUAUAGUCACCUGAACAACUUCAGCUUAAUGAGGUUGUUCAGGUGAGAACUAUCGCUCCCUGCAGCCUUUCUUAGAAAAUACAGUGUUUACAUUGAAAGCUAGGAACACCUCCAGUUGCAGUCACUCAGAGUGAACCAGAGGGACUUCGGAGUUGAUGGAGGCAUAAUAUGCCUCCAUCCACUCAAAUCUGCUGUCAGCAGAGCACAGGGCAGCACUGUGCACAGCAUCCUGUGAUUCAGUAUCUCCUCCCUCUGCAUGCAGACACUGAACUUUCCUCAUAGAGAUUUAUUGAUUCAAUUCAUCUCUAUGAGGAGAUGCUGAUUGGCCAGGGCUGUGUUUGAAUCAUGCUGGCUCUGCCCCUGAUCUGCCUCUUUGUCAGUCUCAGCCAAUCCUAUUGGGAAGCACUAUGAUUGGAUCAGGCUACCACUUCUGAUGAUGUCAGAAGACUGCUUGUUUUUCUGAGUCUAACAGCAUGCAGAUUUACAGCUUCAGGCUUGAAUACAGUAAGAUUUUUUCUAUAUUUAUGGAGGCAUGAGAGGUGCAGGGGGGCUAGAUGGUGGUGUUAACACUACAGGGUCAGGAAUACAUGUUUGUGUUCCUGACCCUAUAGUGAUCCUUUAAAGAAGACAUCCCAGGGUAUUUUGAAACUUAGCAUGGGAUAUUUUUUCUGCUAGCUUGUACCAAGUGUAAUAUGCAUUUUUUCUUGCUUUUUGACACACAAAGUGAGUUUACACAGUAUAUUUUGCAAACCUUAUGUAUGCUACGGCUGUAUAAUACUUUAUAUGUGUCUCAGCUAUGUCGUCUGAGUACAAAAAUACCCCCGUAUGUACCUUUGCCAGGGAUACAGUGAUCUGAUUUAUUUUUUUAGACCUCCAGAGGGUUAACUUUUAUCUUUUUUUUUUAACCCUCAGGGGUUCAAUUUAUUUCAUUGUGGAUGUUGAAGGGGCACAUUUGAGACACAGCCAUUUUGUUUUUUUUAACUUUGAAGUUUUAUGCUGUGUCCAUGUUCCAUUUUGGAGUAGUUUAGUUGACUUGUUAUUCAAACUACCCCACAAACACAUACCAUUUUUUAAAGAAUACCCCAUUUUUUUAAAAGGCAUAUUUUGAACCUUAGCAAAAUUAUAAUUUUCUCUCGAGUCUGUUGCAGGUGUAGUGGCAAUGAGCAUUUAAUAAUGUUUUUUUUUAACUUUAAAAAAAACUUUCUUUGAACUUUUUUUACUGUUAACCCCUAACUAGCAGUAAGCAGCACUAACUGGAAAUUCCCCAAUUUCCCAUAACUCACCCACCCCAGCUAGCAAAAUAUAUAAUUAAAAAUAUUCAAAUUAAUUAAUGAAAUAAAUUGAACCUUUGAGGAUUAAAAAAAUAAAUAAAAGUUAACCCUCAGGAGUUAUAAAAAAAUAAUCAGAUCACUGUAUAAUACUCUGAUCUGUAUUUUGAUCACUGUAGGCAGUGAUCAACUGUCAGGGAAGGGGUUAAUUUGUAUUAGGACUGGGUAAAGGGGGUGGGUGUUUUUUGUUUUUGUUUUUGUUUUUUUACUUUUUAAAGCUUUUUUACAAACUUUUUUUACUGUUAACCCCUAGCUAGCCUAACAUUAAAUUCUCCAAUUCCUCACUAACUCCACCCACCCCAGCUAGCUAAAUAUAUAUUUUUAUAAUAUUUAAUUCAUAAAAUAAAUUUUAAUCUCUGAGGGUUUAAAAAAAAAAAAAGUUAACCCUCAAGUGGUCUGUAUUUUAAUCACUAUCGUCACUGUAGUGAUCUGAUGAUUGGGAAGGGGUUCGUUUUAUUAGAGAUGGUUAAAGGGGGUGGUGGGAUGUAACUUAAACUUUAUUUUUUCACAGGGUGAAGAGGAUUUAAACUGAUCAGUCUCCCUGCACUUCCCACUGACCGCAGAAGCGCAUGGAGGCGGACCAGGAGUCCCUGUGAUCACAGCUGCAGGGGCAGAGUGAUCUGGUGCCCAGGUCUGUCUCGGAUACUCAGGCAGACUGGAGAAGUGGUAGCCCCGCGAUUGCCGCAAUCUGGGAUUAGCUUUAGUAAAUGGCGGAAAUUUUCCGUCAUGCAUCCUUAACGGUAGGACAAGCAUGACAGAAAAUUUCCGUCUAGCGUCUGGAAGGGGUUAAACAAAGAUAUUAUUUUGUCAUUAAAUGUGUUAUUGUAUUUAAUAUAUAUAGUGACAUAAAAGAAAUUCGCACACCACUAAAUUUUAUCUUAUCUUGUAUUUUAUCUUACGUCUUACUUUGGAGCUUAGAAAUAGAUAUUUUCAUGCUCACUUUUCAUCCUCUGAAAAUAUAUAUUAUGGUCUUUAUAGUCAGGCAGGGGUUACAAGAAGUGGUCUUGAUCCUUGUUUGGUAUGCAGGUUAUGAAGCAAGUAAAAAAACUUGUUCAGUAAUCAUUUUGUGAUAGAAUGGUUCAUGGUUCAUGAUCAGUAUUGGUUCAGACCUGAAGAAGAGAGGAAAACUCUUGAAAGCUUGUCUUUGAAAUAUUAUGUUAGACCAGGGGUAGGCAACUUACGGCACUUUGCACGGCACUCAAGGCUACAAGAGCCAAACAGGCUCUGGCCUGUCAGGAGUCCCAGUGAAACGUCAGAAAUCUGCUAAUAUGAAAAAGUGGUGAAGGACAAUCCUCCAUUUAUGCAUUUCAGCACCUAGAGAAAGUGAUCUCAGAUCACUUCCUCCCAGCACUUGUGAAUAGGAAUCCACACUGGAGUAGAGCAGCCCACAGCUUCCUGUUGCAGCUUCUGUCCUUUAGCUGUACCUGGCCAGCCUGGACCCCACGUAAAACUUUUCAUUCAUUACAGACUGUAGCUGGGCGAUACAACUUUUGGGAAGACCAAUCAGGAGAGGGUUACAAUAAUCCAUGCCGGAAAUUACUAGAGCAUAGAAAAGCUACUUGGUAGCAUCUUUUAUGAGAAAGGGGCGGAUGCGGGCUAUGCUUUUAAGUUGGGAUUUACAGGAUUUGGCAACAAAUUGGAUGUGAGGCGCAAAGGUGAGGCCAGAGUCAAGUAUGAUGCCAAGACAGCGUGCUUGCAAGGAUGGACUUAUGUGGAUACCACUGACUUGAAGGGAGAGUGAGAGAGGAGGAUCAGUAUUAGGAGGAGGAAAGACAAGGAGUUUAAUUUUAGAGAGAUUGAGUUUCAGAAAGCGGGAGGACAUCCAGUCAGAGAUGGAAGAAAGGCAAGCAGUGACACGUUGCAGGACAGCAGGGGAGAGGUCUGGGGAGGAGAGAUAUAUCUGAGUGUCAUCAGUGUACAGGUGGUAGUGGAAUAUGUAUCAGAGCCGCUAAUUAGUCAGCUAGGAUGAGCUAGACAAGCAUAGUAAUAUCCCUGCAGUGAAAUGUGCAUUUGUAUUACAAGAACAUUUAAGUAUGUAACUUGCUAAUGGAUAAGCUUGCUGUAGGCGAUGAUUAUUUGUCAAUUUCUUUUUGUAAUUGAGGCAUAUUGUAAUUGGUACAAAAAUAAGACAUAUGGAGGUAUAUCAUCAGUUGACAUUUCACAAAUACACCUGUGACAUACAUGAAUAUAUACUCCUAAGAAAUUAACCUCUUUUUUGUUUUUGAGAGGAUUAAAUAUGCUAGGCUAGUACAUGCCGUAUAAGUUACUGUUAAAGGGACACUAUAGUCACCUGAACAACUUCAGCUUAAUGAGGUUGUUCAGGUGUGAACUAUAGCUCCCAGCAGCCUUUUUCAUGUAAACAUUGUAUUUUCGGAGAAAAUACAGUGUUUACAUUAGAAGAUAGGAACAUCUCUAGUUGCAGUCACUCAGACUGCCACCAGAGGGACUUCUGAGUUGAUGAAUGCACAAUUUGCAAUUAUCUUCACGUUUGAUGUCUUCACGCUUGGGUGAAGACAUCAAAGGUGCAAUCAGCAUACAGGAGAAAGGAGGCACUGUGAACGCGCCUCCUAUGUCCUGUAGUAACCCAGAGCCUGUCAGCUCGGAACCGACAGUGGGGAGAUAAGAUCUCCUGCACACAGCAUCGGCUCAAGCUGACAGGCUGAAGAUCGGAGACCGAGCAGGAGGGGAGGAUCCAAACUGUAAGUAAAUUUAUUUUGUGACUGUGGGUGAGUGACUGAGUGAGUGUGGGUGAAUGAGUUAUUGUGAGUGUGACUGAGGGUGGGUAAGUGAGUGAGGGUGUGUGGGUGAAUGAGGUGAGUGGUGUGUGUGAUUGAGUGAGUGGGAGUGAGAGGGAAAUAGAUAGAGAUAGAUAGAAAAAUAUAGAAAUAGAUAGAAAAAUCUAGAAAAAGAUAGAAAUAGAUAGGGGAAGCUGUGUAACUUGAUUGCUUCAUAGGUUUGAGGGUUGGGAGAGCGGCCGCCUCUCUUGAUCUCUGCAUGAUGUAGGCUGCAAGCUUCGGUUCGGGCAAUCCAGCGGGUGAUAUGCUUAUGUGGGGUAUCCCCCGAUUCACUGAUGCCUGCUUAACAGGAUGUGUUAGGUUUGGGUCCAAAAUUAAGCGAGUGGCCCAUGAUUAUUGAUGAUUAUCGGGCUCAGGAGCUUACACAGUGUUUGUCUGUUCAGCUCCACAGUCAGGCUCUGCCCCCAAAACUGGCAUUUCUAAGCCCUACUGAUCAGUAAGUUACCUGGAGGAAAAAGAAAAAAGAAUAUGCUGAGAAGAAAACUCUGCCUACAGUUAAGCAUGGUGGUGGCUAGAUGAUGCUCUGAGGCUGCUUUGCAUCCUCUGGCACUGGAAACCUGCAGCAUGUGGAAGACAAGAUGGAUUCAUUGAGAAAUCGGGAAAUCCUAGGAGAAAAUGUCAUGCCGUCUGUGAGAAAGCUGAAGCUUCAGCGUCAUUGGACCUUCCAACAACACAAUGAUCACAGGCAUACCUCAGAUUCCACCGAGGUUUGGAAAAUUCGAAAGUGGCCAUCACUUGAACUCAAUAUAAAAUCUCUGGUGGGAUUUGAACUCUUUUGCAGCACGCAAGCACAAUAUUACUGAACUGGAGACCAUUGCCCAGGAGCAGUGGGCUAAGAUUCCUCAGGAACGCUGCUGGAAACUUGUGUCUGGCUAUACAUCUCUUUUGCAGCAGGUCAUAACAGCAAAAGGGUGCUCUACUAAGUACUAAAUCUGUUUGCCAUGAAGGGGUUGAAUAAUUUUUAGUCUGAAGACUUCAUUAUAAGUUGCAUUUUCAGUAGAAUUUUGGGAAAACAGUUGAAGCAUUCGUUGAAUUAAGCUAUUUCAAUUGCUUUUAUUGAAAUUGUUCAUUGCAAUAUUGAAAAUCUAAAUUUUCAAUGGGGGUUGAAUAAUUUUGAUCACACACACACAUUAUUUCAUCCCUCACAUUUUUGUAAAUAUUUUAUUCUAUCUUUUCCUGUGACAACACUGAAGAAAUGACACUCUGCUACAAUGUAAAGUAGUAAGUGUACAGCCUGUAUAACAGUGCAAAUUUGCUGUCCCCUCAAAAUACCUCAACACACAGCCAUUAAUGUCUUAAGCGUUGGCAUCAAAAGUGAGUACACCUAUAAGUGGAAAUGUCCAAAUUGGGCCCAAUUAGCCAUUUUCCCUCACUGGUGUCAUGUGAAUAGUUAGUGUUAAAAGGUCUAACUUGAGAAUUUGGAGCAGGUGUGUUAAAUAUGGUGUUAUUGCUCUCACUCUCUCUCAUACUGGUCACUGGAAGUUCAACAUGGCGCCUCAUGGCAAAGAACUCUCAGAGGAUCUGAAAAAAAGAAUUGUUGCUCUACAUAAAGAUGGCCUAGUCUAUAAGAAGAUUGCCAAGACCCUGAAAUUAAGCUGAAGCACGGUGGGCAAGACCAUGCAGCGGUUUCAAAGGACAGGUUCCAAUCAGAACAGGCCUCACCAUGGCUGACCAAAGAAGUUGAGUGCACGUGCUCCGUGUCAUAGCCAGAGGUUGUCUUUGGAAAAUAUACGUAUGAUUGCUGCAAAGGUUGAAGGGUUAGGGGAUCAGUCUGUCACGGCUCAGACCAUACGCCGCACACUGCAUCAAAUUGUUCUGCAUGGCUGUCGUCCCAGAAGGAAGCCUCUUCUAAAGAUGAUGCACAAGAAAGCCCACAAACUGUUUGCUGAAGACAAGCAGACUAAGGACAUGGAUUACUGGAUCUAUGUCCUGUGGUCCGAUGAGACCAAGAUAAACUUAUUUGGUUCAGAUGGUGUUAAGCAUGUGUGGCGGCAACCAGGUAAGGAGUACAAAGACAAGUGUGUAUUGCUACAGUCAAGCAUGUAGGUCUGGGCGUGCAUGAGUGCUGCUGGCACUGGGGAACUACAGUUCAUUGAGGGAACCAUGAAUGUCAACAUGUACUGUGACAUACUUGACUGGGCCGCAGGGAAGUAUUCCAACAUAACGACCCCAAACACACCUUCUAGACGACCACAGCCUUGCUAAAGAAGUUGGAGGUAAAGGUGAUGGACUGGCCAAGCAUGUCUCUAGAACUAAACCCUAUUGAGCAUCUGUGGGGCAUGCUCAAACGAUGGGUGGGAGAGCGCAAGGUCUCUAACAUCCACCAGCUCUGUGAUGUCGUCAUGGAGGAGUGGAAGAGGACUCCAGUGGGAACCUGUGAAUCUCUGGUGAACUCCAUGCCCAUGAAGGUUAAGGCAAUGCUGGAAAAUAAUGGUGGACACACAAAAUAUUGACACUUUGGGCCCAAUUUGGACAUUUCCACUUAGGGGUGUACUCACUUUUGUUGCCAACGGUUUAGACAUUAAUGGCUGUGUGUGGUUAUUUUGAGGGGACAGCAAAUUUACACUGUUAAUUUUGUGUGAUACUGUGCAUGUGUAUGUAUAUAUUGUGUGUGUGUAUUUUUAUUAUACAGUCAUGGGAAAACAAAAGUACACCCUUUUUGAAUUCUGUGGUUUUACAUAUCAGGACAUAACUAUAAUCUGUUCCUUAGCAGCUCUUAAAAAUAGGUAAAUACAACCUCAGAUGAACAACACAUCACUUAUUACACUGCAUCAUGAUUUAUAUAACAAAAAUAAAGCCAAAAUUGAGAAGCCAUGUUUAAAUUUUUUUUGUUUGUUUUUAUUCAGUUGUCUGAAUUUUGACAUGGUCCAUUGUUCUCCUUUGUAGGAUUUACCUGAUAGCAUUCAAGUUGGGGGAAGAAUUUCACCGCAGACUGUUUGGGAUUAUGUAGACAAAAUCAAGGCAUCUGGGACAAAGGUAUGUGUCUAAAUGUUUUUUCAAAAUAUAGUUAAAAUGUCUGACUGUGGUGUCUUACUUGCACUCAUGCAACUUGCUUGGUUUGUGAUCUAAACAUAAACAUUCCACUAUUUGGUUUGAAUAAAAAGUGCAUUCUCAAAAGGGAAGGUGGAGAUUGCAUUUUGGAAAUUUAACUGAAAAUAAAGACAGUGUUGGGUGCAGCUUUAUAGAGCCUUAACCACUAUAAUUAGUUCAAAUCAAUCAGUAUUGUAAAAUGUAAUAGGAGUUCAUUACUAUGGAGUAGCUGAGGAGAAAAUACAGUGAAUUUAAAGGACCACUAUAGUGCCAGGAAAACAUACUCGUUUUCCUGGCACUAUAGUGCCCUGAGGGUGCCCCCACCCUCAGGGUCCCCCUCCCGCCCGGCUCUGGAGAGAGGAAAAGGGGUUAAACUUACCUUUUUCCAGCGCUGGGCGGAGAGCUCUCUGCCUCCUCUCCUCCUCCUCUCCUCCCCGCCGGCUGAAUGCGCACGCGCGGCAAGAGCUGCGCGCACAUUCAGCCGGUCGCAUAGGAAAGCAUUUACAAUGCUUUCCUAUGGACGCUGGCGUGCUCUCACUGUGAAAAUCAGAGUGAGAAGCACGCAAGCGCCUCUAGUGGCUGUCAUUGAGACAGCCACUAGAGGAUUAGGGGGAAGGCUUAACCCAUUGAUAAACAUAGUAGUUUCUCUGAAACUGCUAUGUUUAUUAAAAAAUGGGUUAACCCUAGAAGGACCUGGCACCCAGACCACUUCAUUAAGCUGAAGUGGUCUGGGUGCCUAGAGUGGUCCUUUAAGGAGGGGAAUCAUAAUAGUAUUAAAUGUACUGUAUAGAAUGGUUUUAAUGAUAUUUACAGGCAAGUACACCUUAAAAGUAUUGGAGAGUUCCUUGAUUAAGUAACCUUUUCUUAAUGAGGAGUUACUGGUGGGUUUGGAAUGUCGUUCCAUAGGUGACUUAGUAAACAUGAUUGAGGGACGUUUUCUCUAGUUUCUCUAUUUAGGAAGACUAGGAAAGGAAAUGACUGUUGGAAGAAGGUAAUGAUAAGCCGUUGAAUUUGGAUUAUCCUUUUAUGGUUAAAAUCUUCUAAGCUACAAAAGUAGAAAGAACUGUGCACAGAGUCAUGAAUGUAGUCCGAGGCAGAUUUAUUCUAGAAGAAUCACCACGUUUUGGCUCACAUAGGAGCCUUUAUCAAGCUGAUAAAGCUUAAUUAAGGGCUCCUGUGUGAGCCAAAAUUUAAUUUGUCUCCAUUAUAUCUUCCUUGAACUACAAGUGCUUUGUGAACAGCACUUCCUAUUAUUGUGUCUGUUAUGGAGUGCUAUGUUUGUAUGUAAAAUUUUCUUGUCAUAAAGAUUGCAUUAUUUUCUUUAACCCAGCUCAUGAAAGCACAAUUCUGGUGAUUUCAACAAUUAAUCAUACUUAAAAUUAUACUCUAAGCUCCCAAACAAUUUUAGCUCAGUUAAGUUUUUUUGUGCGUAGGUCAUGCUCCUGCAGUCUCACUGCUCAAUUAUUUGCCUUUUGAACAGUUAAAUCACUGUUGCACUUUUUCAUGCAGACCUAGCUACCCCUACCCUGGUUGUGACACACAGCCUAUGUGAUUUAUUUUUUUUCAGUAAAAUCUUACAGAGCAGUGUGCUUACUUUAGAAGUUUUUAUCUCUAGGAUAAAAAAAAAACAUAAAUUGAAAAGACUGUGCAAUAUAGGAAGUCUAGGCAUUAGAUCUCUAUGUACAGGGGAAUGUGUAGGGAGACUUUGUAGGUCACAUGAAGGGGAGGUGCGUCUAGGGCUGCAUAAACAAUGUGAGUUAACUUCUAAAUGACAGAGAAUUGAACGGUUACACUGCAGGGGCAUGGUCUAUACACCAAACCCACUCUAUUGAGGUAAAUUUGUUGUUUUGCUUAUAGUGUCCCUUUAGCAGCAUGUAUACUUAUGUAACAGCAUGCUUAAUUGUUUUUUUUUUUUUGUUUUUUUUUUCUCUAGGAAACAUGCCUAAUUCGAUUUAGUCCUGUUACAGAGGAAGACCAAAUAUCUUACACUUUGCUAUAUUCAUAUUUUAGCAGCAGAAAACGUUAUGGUGUGGUUGCAAAUAAUAUGCGGCAGGUGAAAGAUAUGUAUCUCAUACCAUUAGGUGCCUCAGAAAAAAUACCACAUUUCUUUGUACCUUUUGAUGGUCCUGGUAAGUUUUUUCUACAUUACUAGAUCUCAUAAUUAUACCAUCAUGUAUUAACUAGUUGUUUUGUUUUUUUUUAGCAGUGACAUAUGCUACAUUGAACUAUUGGGUGUAUUUGCAACAUGUUUGUCAAGCAUAUGGAUGUAAGAAUGUUUGCCAGAUGUCCAUAAUAAUCAUGUACAUUUUUAAGAAAAACGCGUAUUCUGUAGUGGCUUCUAACGUAUUCAUUAUUCUGACCUUAUAAAUAUAAAAUGUACUUUGGGAACCUCUACUUAAAUCUAAAAACUUGGAUACUCUGAUUUAAAUUGGCCCCUUUAUUUCGAACUUAGCUUUCUUUAAUUGCUUCAUCUUCUCUCCCUCUCUCAGGAUCAGUUCUUCAUUUCUUCCCAUCUGCUAUAGUUUUUGUUAAAACAUAAGACAAAGUAGGGACAACUCUCUUAUGUACAUUUCCUGCGCCUGACCAGCUCUCUGACCUACUUCCUGUGGGUCAGCUAAAUUUUCCCACAAUCCUCCUUUUCGCCGUGAUCUCGCGAUGCCUCUUUCACUAUUGCCGAACAUCCUGUCAUUUAGACAGAACGCCGGCGAAACUACCUAAUUUCAUUCUAACAGAAUGAGAACAGUUUUUAAUUUAUGUUAGAACGACAUUCUGUACUUUUAGGUCAGUUCAAAAAAAUUUUGAAUAAAUUAAAUUCUGAUCCUGUCCAUGCUCUGGCUGCAUCUUGCAGCUGCAUAGUAGAUAGCUCCCUAAUUCCCACAGUAUUAAGGAGCUAUGUACUAAAAGGCUGAAAGUCUAAGAUUAGUAUUUUAGCCAACUUUACUAAUACUAAGUAAAGAUUACUUAGUAUUAGUGAAUAAUCUGCUCCUACUCGCUAUAUCGUGAGUAGAGUCAUGUCUACUAAACAGUGAGCAGCCGGUGGCUGCUCACUGUUGUAACAAAAAAAAAAUCCCCUCCCUUCUCAUUAAUGGUCCAAUGGUGGCAUAUAUGGUUGUAAAUAGUGAGCCUUACAGGUAACCAAUCAGGUAAGGCUUACUAUUUACCUAUCAGAGCGCUCUCUUAUUGGUUGGCUUAAACCAAACAAUCAGAGCGCUCUGAGUCAAAUUGCAACCCCCCCCCCCCAUUUUCAUUCACACAAAGACAUGACACUUUGAAUUUAAGCCAAAUAGUUAAAUCUUCAUUUCAUCAGACCAGAGAAUCUCUUCAAUGCUGUGUCUUGAGUGCAGUAGGCAGUUCCUUUGAUAUUGUGGCUUCUUCAAACUGCUGUAACAUCAAAAUUAAAAAAGGCUUAUUUCUUAAUUUGAUCUACUUAUUGGUUAACUCCGUAAUAUGCUCUCCUUAGGGAUUGCCAUAAGGAUAUCAAUUACGAAAUGAGAGAGCUAUCUGCUAAACAGCACCCCUAAGGAAUCACUCCAGACCCAUAGGUCACUUCAACUAACUGAAGUGCUUUAUUUGUGAAGAGGAUGUCCUAUUGUUUGUUUGUUUGUUUAUUAUUUUGCAAAAUAAUGCCGAUUUUUAGAAAUUAUUACUUUUAUAAAUUAACCCUGUUAAAUCCCAUAUUUCCAAAGCUUCAACUAUAAAGCUCCUCUAUGUCCCAAACAUAUGAAAAAAGUAUAAGAAGAUAUUCUGGUGUCCUGAGCAUUAAAUUGCUCAAGAAAAUAUGAGUGUAACUAACCUAUUUUUCACUCAAUUGCUUGUAUUUAUAUACUUCAUUAUGUCGUACAAGAGAGGGGCACUAAAAAUAUGUUAGGAAGCUAAUAACAUUAUGGUUCAACAUUUUAUUUCAGUUUCAGUUGGGCUUAUUUAAUUACUUAAAUUAUGUAGUUUUGUAUAAUUUUUUUUUUUUUUUAGAUUUAAGUUUUACAGCAGAUAAAGAAUAGUUAGCUGAUUGCAGCAAUUGACAGUGUAACAAUACAUAUCUAGUUGACCCAUAGUUAUAACAUUUGUGACAAUUGCAUAUGAAAUAUCACACUUUCACAUUAGAAUAAAUAUCAUCAAAGUGCCGAUGACUAAAUUGGGGUUAGGUUCUCCAAUGUUUAUCUAAACCUUUCUUUUGUUUUUUUAAAGUAAUACUUUUUUCUUAAAUAGCUUGUAGUUGCACUAUUCUAAUUUCACAUGUUCUCUUUUCAAUAGGACUUGAAGUGCAUCGACCAAAUCUGUUAUUGGCUUUGAUAAUUCGUCAAAAAGUGAAACGACAGCAUAGUCUUAAUCUUGAUGAUGAACCACCUGGAGCGUUAAUUAACGUUCCUUCAGAGAAAAAGAGUAGAAUUGAAAUUGCUGAGGAAGACGAUGAGGAAGAUGAUGAAAAUGAUUUUUUUAAUUCUUUUACAGCUGUUUUACAUAAAAAUAGAAAUAGAGCACCACUUUCAGAUAGUGAUGAACCUCAAACCACUAUUGAACCUGUACCAGAAAUAGCACAGCGUGAUCCACCAAAGCCUCUGCGGUUUCUUCCUGGAGUGUUAGUGGGGUGGGAAAAUCCACAAACAACUCUAGACUUGGCAAACAAACCCUUACCUGUAGAUGAUAUAUUGCAAAGUCUUUUGGGGACUACAGAAAAUAUAUUUGUACAUAAACAGUCAGUCAAAAAUGUAUUUAGUCCUAAUUCAUUAAUGGAUGAUACAAUAAACAUGGAGGGGAAUAUAUCUUCUGCAGAAGUGGACACAUUUGUGGAAAGUAAAACACCUGAGAACAAUGAAGAAAAUACAGCAACACCUGCUUCAGUUACUCCAUCACCAUCUGGAGCUUUGAGACUUUCUCUUAAAGGCAAACCCCCAGAUGUCUCCACCGAGGCUUUUUUAGAAAACCUAAAUGUUCCUUCAAGUGAAGAAAGAAUUGAUAAUGUUGUGUUCGAUGACCAUGCUGAUGAAAGUGGCAGGGCAGCUGACACUUGCGUUUCUCUACUACAUGUAAAUAAAGCUAGUAUUAAGGACGAUAAAACAACCACAGAAAAUAUAUCAAAUUCGCCAAAAUCUCCAAAGCUUUUGCAUAUUAAAAGGGAUCCAAGACAAGCUGCAGUAAAAACCCAUAAAACUGGGUCAGAUAUCAAAGAGCAUGAGAGCAAUAACAAAGAAGAAAAGACACAUAAAGAAAAAGACUCUCUUGAAAAACAAUCCCAGCAUAAAAAAGAUAAAAUAAAGAAACUUUCCUAUGAGGAAAAUGAUUUGCUUGCAUGUAAGAAUGAGAAAUCUAAAGGUGAACCGCAGUUUUUGUCACCUACACAAUUGGAAAAUACUGAAAAGUCAAAACCAAAUGAUGUUAAACCUUUCACUCAAGAUCUUUUGAUUGAUGAAACUGAUCCUCUACAGCAAUUCAGGAGAGCUCUCGCUGCAAAUAAAUCUCAGUCAUCAAAUGCACCCGCUUCAGAAACUCAUUCCAAGAAUCCUGCCUCAGCCUUUGGUGGUAAUUUUUCAGCUAUAAGGUUGCAACAGCCUCCAUUCCUUCCACUAAAGACCAAUCCGCCUGCAUUUCCAUUUCAGCAUACUCCCAGUUUUCCAUUGCAAGGCAGUACUGUUUUUCCCUACACAACUCAAAUACCACCUUUGCUUCCUACUCCAUUAGGUAUUGGAUUUCCAAGACCACCUAGGUUUCCUACUGCAGAAACCAGCAUACACAAUCCAUUGGUAACUUGGCAUCCAGCUCUUCAGCUAUCUAGACAGCCACCACAUUAUUUGGGACAAAUUACACCAGGACCUCUUUUAGGUCCUGAACAAAUGCGAUAUCAAGGGCCUCAAAAGUUCUAUCAUAGAGACCAUAGGGGACCAGAAAGGCGUCACAGUGAUCCUUGGGACAAAGCAGACCGUAUAUUAGACAGGUCACUUACUCGGGGAAGUCGAGAACAUAGACAGCGGUUUUACAGUGAGUCACAUCACUCAAGGGAAAAGAGGCAACAUGAAAAGGAAUCUGAUAAGCAUGGUGACAAGGACUGUGAAAGAAGUCGACGUAGGGAGAGAGACAAAGACAGAAGUCACGAUAGAGACCGUAAAAGCCGUGAUGAGUCGCACAGAGAUAAAGAAAGAUCCCGAUCUUCCCAUAGUGACAAGAGUUCUGAAAGCAAAUCACACAAAGAAGGAAGAAAUUUGGAUAAAUCUAAAACUGAGGAUCGAGUGCAUGAUAAAGAAAAAAACAGAAACAGAGACAGGGAAGAGGACCGAGAGAGAGAUCGGCACCAUAGGGACAAGGACCACAGUGAUAAAUCCAAAAGUAAAAGAUAAAAACAUUUUCUUGUUUCUUGGGUUGUGCCAUCUUUUUGUAAUAUGUUAAUUUUUCUGACAUUUUAACACAAAAAAGAAUUGUGAAGAAUGCUGUUCAAUCCUCACUGAAAUUAAGAUAUUUUAUAAGUGUUUUACACCACUGUAUAUUAAAGAAUACAAACUAUUAAUUUCUGAAUAUGCAAUAAGCUUAAGAUAUUUGUUCAGAAGUUUUAACUAGAAUGCAACUGUUUGAAUGUUUUAUUGUGCAUUUGAAGACCCAAUUAACGUUUAAAUUCUUAAAACCCUCUAUAUAACAUUAUUAUUUUUUAAUUGCACUGUUUUUAAAAUGCUGAGCAGCUUCCGGAUCUACAAGUUGUUGAAAAUAGAAUAUUACAUUUGUGCUGUAUAAAAGCUUUUUUUACUUUUUGCUAAGUUUCAGUGGAUCUGUUAAUUUCCAUAAACAUCUGCGUUGAUCAGUUCGAUUCAGUUUGGUUUCUAUAGCUUUGAAAUGCACUUGCCAUAGGGGAAUAUAUAUUUUAAUCUCAUGCUUACCUUUUUAGUAAGUUAAUUUUAGAAAUUUUGUUUUGUGCUUUAAAUACUUGAAAUCUCAGCUUGUACAUUCUUGUGUUUUUGCUAUUUUUUAUACUGUAAAAUGUAAAUAUUUUAAGGAAUAUUUUGAUUCUAAAGAUGAAAAAUUUACAUAUUUUGGUUCAUUCCUAUGUGAAAAUUGUGUUUAAACCAUGUUUAAAACUAGAGCCUGUAGUAUUUUCUUGAGCUUGCAUUAUACAUUUUGGCUAUUGUUUUACUCUCUCUCUCUCUCUCUCUUUUUUAUUUGCCAGUUGUAAUAUAUCAGAUGUGGCAUCAAAUGCAGUGAAGUCAACAUAUUAAAGUAUUUUGUCAUGGAACAAUGUCCAAGAUGCUAUUUGUAACAUGCUAAUUUUAUUAAAAGGAAAUAUUAGAUGUGUAAAGUUGCUUAGAAAUAAUCACACACUGAUUUGUGCUCACUGGUUAACACUUUUAAAGCUCUUUAUCUGUAGAUUAUAUUAAUUUUAAUAAACUCUUGCUCCUGCUUAGUGGAGGGAUCGGUUUCACAGUUAUCCCAAGUUAUAAGUAUAUACAAAAAAUAAAUGGUUACAUGACACACAGUACAUAACCUUUUGUAUACAUUAAUACACAGAAUAGAUAAAACUGUUGUAUUGAUUAACAUUUACAACAUUUGGCCUGAUAUGGUAUUAUUGUAUAGUGGAUCUUCAAAGGCCACCUCAAUGCUUGCAAAUGUAUUACGCAUUGUUAAAGGGACACUCAUGGCUGAAGUUAGUCAACCCCACCACCCAAUGUAAUCUAUAGAAAAUAUGUUAAGAAAUUAAAACUAAAUUAUACUUUCAGAGUUCCUAUGUGCUUCAAAUUCAUAGAUUUUGCACCUUCUGGAUUGAGCUUUCAGGAUUAUCAGAAAUGUCUGAAUAGCUAUAGGUGAGUUCAGGUUUUUCCACAGCUUUUUAUUAGAGCAUUGCAUAUAGCAAAGGAGGGGUUCAUAUUAUAAGCUUUCUACUGAAAGUGUCUGUAGUUAACUUCAUUCAUUCAACUCCAAAUAUUAAGCUAUUUGUGCAAAGAAAUUGAAUCCAGGAAGAAGAAAACUUAAUUCAUUUAGGAAUAAAGCUAAAUGCAAAUAGGUCAGCCGUAGGCUUACAGCAUUUUACUGAAAUGUGCACAGCUUACUUACACACCCAAUUGCAGAUACCAAAAAACAUGAAUGAUACAAUUAGCCUGUGUUUUUGUAAAUGAAACCUGUUGUAGCCACACAUGCUAAAAUCUUUGAGAGAAAUUGCAUUACACACAUAUGAAGUCACAUAAUAUCACAUUAUGAAAGAAAAUACUGCUAAUAUAGAAGGGACAGACAAGAUGGAGACACACAGUUUAUCAAUUUUUUUUAAAACAAAACUUAAAAGUCCAUUCUUACCUAUAAAUUCCCCAUGUCUUGCAUUUGUGUAUGGUGUUUCCUUUUUAAAUUUUGCCUUUUUUUUUUCCUUUGGUAUACUGAUGCUUAAUCCCUCACUCAAAUAUAGUAAUUUACAUUUUUAAUACAUAUAUGGUGGAACAAAGAUACAUAACUUUAAAGAUUACUUGUCAUAGUACACGUUUUAUUAAAUUUUAUAGCACAUUAAAUUAUAUUGAUAUAUUGUGCUAGCAAAUGUAGAGAUUGGGAAAAAAAUACAUUUAAAAAUAGGUCACUCGCAUACCUACCAAUCAAUUCGUCAGCAUAGUUCUAUAUGCGAAAAAAUAAAUUGGUAGGUUGACAAUGAGAGACCUCCUCCAGGUACGGUGCAUACGUUGUGAUUACUAUGGUUACUUCCUAGCCAGCGCUUCUGCACAUCACUCCAUUCAGAUGUCGGUUCCCUGGCAAUUAAUCUAGUGUCAUGGAGGAGAAUUGAUUCUGCUUGGGGACACUUCCCGAAGCAGGGCAAUCUGUUUACAGGACAAAGGAGUGACCAGAAAUGGACACCCACUGACCUGUGCACAAGGUGGCUCUAAAGAGAAGUGUGUGUUUUAUCUAAAAAUCUAAAAACUUUACAUUGAAGAUAUGUUUUUAUAUUCACAGUUUAUGAGGGAGAUUUCCGUUGAAUAGAACCUGCUAUAACAUGUUCACUUUUACUUUACAAUGUCAACACAUAAAACAACCAAAGACAUUUAAAUUACUGUAUCUAACUGUUAUUUGGAUAAUGCAUUGGUUAAUCCUUUAUUUUAUUGAAGCACUGUAAAUGCCAUCAAAUAAGAAUUCUAAAGCCUAUAUAUCUAUCUUCACAGAGACAGUUUUGAACUAUUUGUUCAGAAAUGAAUGUGAUUUUUGUGAAAUUUGAUGACAUGCCAUUUCCUACAGCAGUGAUUUAUUAUUUUUUAAUCUUUCCCCCAUAAGAAUCUUACAUUUGUAUUAGUGAUUGUUUCGUUUGACUGUGAUCUGAAAACAUUGUUCAAAUAAAAAAAAACUGUAUUUUAAACUUACUGCAACAGCUGCCUAUGAAAAACAAAUGAUAACUAAUAAACAUUAAAAUAUUUCCUAACAGUACAGUGUAUAUACAGAAAUAUAUUUGUGUUAUAUGAAUUCCUAAUACAUUUCUACAUAUAUUGUCAAAAAAAAGGUCCCGCUCUUUUAAAUAGCGGUGCAGUUCCAUAACAUGAUAUUUUGUGCAGUAGAUGUUUGAGAGUUUUAUAUUGAUUUUAUUAGCUGCUCAUGGUUUGUUGUGCUAAGAUGUCCUUAACCCCCUAAGGACCCAUGACAUGUGUGACAUGCCAUGAUUCCCUUUUAUUCCCGAAGUUUGGUCCUUAAGGGGUUAAACGUCAAUUGUUGACAUGUUCAGUUGACAACUUCCCAACCCAAGCGCAUAAUGUCAAAUUUAUUUGUAGUGUAAUGUUUAUAUUGAAAGAUACUUAAUACAUAAUUUCUAUUAAAACAUUUUAAGUAAUGAAAUCUUGAUAAGACUCUUCUCUCCAUGUCACAACAAUGACUUUCUUUUUAACUUUUUUCCCAUGAAAUUGCAUGUCUUAAAAGGAACACUCCCAAAACCAUAACCAGUACAGGGCACUGUAGUGGUUAUGUUACCAGGAGUGGCAUGGUGCCUCCCCGCACCAAAGGGUAAGUAGUCAAACCAGGACUUAAAAUGUCAAGUCCUUCACUACUAGUCACACUUAAAAAGUUACUUGCCACUGCAAGCCUGGAUGGUCUAUGGCACACUAACCAACAGUGUAUUUUCUACUCACCCGUGCUGAAUUUUCUAUCCCCUAUGGCUGGUGGCCAGUAGAAAUUUUGAGAACUGGUCAAAUCAUUUGCUAACCGUUUGCAUCCUUACCUGGGGUUUUCCAGACAAUAAACACUUCCUUCUAGAAUCUCAGAGCCAACUUAUUUGCUGAGUGGCAGCUGAUCUCUCAGCCAGUGAGCUAAGCCCUGCACCAUGCACCACUGGGCUGAGCACAGUGAAGAGAGC
This is a messenger RNA of Pelobates cultripes (western spadefoot toad), 55952 nucleotides long. Lineage: Eukaryota; Metazoa; Chordata; Amphibia; Anura; Pelobatidae. The record is from the annotation of a GenBank genome assembly.